Messenger RNA from Pocillopora meandrina, 57752 nucleotides. NCBI's taxonomy places the organism in Eukaryota, Metazoa, Cnidaria, Anthozoa, Scleractinia, Pocilloporidae. The record is from the annotation of a GenBank genome assembly.
AUGGGAAAUGGUGACAGAAACUCUGUGGUGAAGCAUGUUGUUUAUGGACUGCUGACAAGAUAUGUGCGUUUCCUGCCACAAACUUACAAGGGUUUGGUGUGUCUGAGAACAGAAGUGUUUGGAGUGAAACAAAAGCCAGGUAUAUGUCAGGCAUGAUAAUAUUACAUAACCAAAGGAGGUUCAAUAUAUACAUUUAUCAUAUUGCUGGCAGUGCAUGUGGGCAAUAUGAAGCAAAUCCUGUGUUCUGAUUGGCUAUCUGAGCUCAUCUUGCUUGCUCAAGAUUGCCCUCUUUGAUCCUGUGUAAGAAAAAGUGGACUUACAAAGUUAGUAACUUUUGCAUAAUGUGAUAAAGUUGCAAAAAGAGGCAGAACAUAGUCAAAACAGAAAAAACAUAAGCAACAUUUUUGGGUUUAUUAUGCUACAAACACGGUUAGCUUCCUUCCCUGGCUCUUGAAAUUAACAAGUUAUUCUUGAUUCUUAUGAAAGCAAAAUGUUUAGCUAUAUAAUAAAUCCCUUAUUGACCAAACUUGUUUAGGUAAGAUGGCUGGUUAUUGACUUGGUUACUUUUUCUAUUUUUGUGGACCUUGACUUUGUCUCUGUCAACAAAAUUAUGGAAAAAAGAACUUGGUUGGUAUACAGCCAUCUUGACCUCACACUUGGUCAAUAACCCAUUUAUAUAUGUAGAUUUUAUAUUCUGGUAUUCUUUGAUACUUUUAGAAAAGAUUUGCUUGCUUAGCAAGUCCAUUGUUCAAAACUAAGUUUCUUUGAGAUUAUCUUUGUGGAAGGUUUUGUCAGUGCUAAGUGAAAUAUAGACAAACAAAGGCUUGACAAAUUGUAGUAUGUUGCAAUUGUUAAAUCAACUGAAUAACUAGGCAAAAGGUAGUCAUUUUAUAACAGAAGUGAGGAAGUGAUAGAAAUAGCUUUAAUCUGAAAUGGGUAAUUCAUAAGCUAUUGCAGGGUUGAACUAUAACAUGAAACUAAUUGGCACAAAUAUCUCCUAGAUGACACUAUUUGGUUCAGAGAAGUGUUGGUACAGUACAACUACACAUAACAAAAAAAAAGGAAUGGAAGGAAAGCGAGGAAUUUGGGAAAAAAAAACUGCAUAACUCUUUUUCUUUUGUUUUAUAAUAUCUUGAGUGGAACCACUCUGUUGCAAUAGUAAGUUUUUCCUGGCCCAUGUGGUAAGAUUUUCUUCAAUAUCUGUUCACAGAGAACCUUGCCCUAGGGAAGGCUACAACUCAGUCUUCAACAUUCAACAUUACUGCUGACAAUGUUUAUGGUGUGUCUGGAAAUGCAGUGGAUGGAAAUCCUGACACUAACUUUUUAAAAGGGAGCUGUUCACAUACUCAGAAUAAUAACCCCAGUUGGUGGAGAGUGGACCUGGGUUCAGACCAUGUUGAUGUCUCUGAAGUUCAUAUAGUCAACAGGUUCUCACAGCAUGUGGUUACUGAAGACUACAAAAUAACAUUUGGUGAGUUUUGUUAUCCUUUGAUCAAAUGUAAGGUCAACCAUGCAUACAUCACGUUAUAAUCAACUGCUAAACAACAGGCCAGUUUGGAUGUUACAGGAAUUUUUGAAACCUCAGCUAAGCUGUUUUGACCUUGUUAUUAAUCAACCUAGAUGUUUUUUACUUGUCAUUGCUCAGUCAAUACAGGGCCUCAGUUUAAGAUUUUCUAGCAAGGAUCUUACCUGUGGUUUCUUGUAGAGUUCAGUUAGUACAUGUAAAUGGGACCAGAGUACUAGAAGCAGGAUACUCAAGUGUCAUCAUUUGUCUACACUGUACCUUCACAUGGGACACUAAGUUUACCUUCAGUAAUAACUUUUUUACCUGGCCACUCUGUUAAGGCUAUUAUGGCAUGUACAAAAUUAAUGUGAUUAAAUCCUUGUUUUGGUAGUUUUAAUUUCUUUUUAAUAUGCCAAAUAACAUUUCCAGGAUGUUUACUUUGCUAAAGAAUCUAUUACAAAUUGAUCAUGUUUGCCACAUGGAACCAAACUCUACUAGUAAUUCUGACUUUCAGUGCCUCAUAAUCUGCAGGUAGCUUUGAUGAUGUGUCACUUAACUCCCCCUGUGGAGGACUCUAUGAUUUUCAGAACUUCACUGCAUCAGCUGUUUGUUUUACCAAUCCACUGAAAACUGGUAGAUAUGUAGGGGUUUUAACCACAAAGAAACAAAGUCUUGAGCUGUGUGAGGUAGAAGUCUAUUCACGAGGUAACUUUUCACUUACUCUUUCUACUAAACUUAAUGUAGUAGUGAAGUCACUUUUCCUCUUUUAAAAAUUGACUCAUCCAAGACUUUCUUAUGUAUCUCAAAACAUAUAUGCAUUCAUUUAGGUUGAGUAUACUUAUGUUUGCAUGUUUAAUGUACAAACUGUAUUUACCAUUAUGAUAAUUACUACAGCCAAAAGUCACAUUGAAUUUUAAGUUGCACAAAAGCCUUGAAAAGUACACCUGAUUUUAUAAUUAUAUUGAUAAACAUUUGAAUGUAAUCAAAAGUAGAUAAUUCAACAAGUGCCCUUGGAAUAUGUUCUUGUCAAGUGGAUAAAUCGAGACUAUUGUUUAAUCUCACAGAAACCCUUUAACCAUAAAGAUCUUAGAAAAGUUUUGUUGGGAAUUAUUUUAUAGUCAUGCUUGUAAGAAUUGUCUUUUGAUAAGUAAUUUAAAUAUAGGUUUAUUUGCUAUUUGAAUAUAUGUAUAUUACAACACUUUUUCCUUUCUUGAUAUUUGGGUCUUAAAACUUACCUUUGGUCUGUUGCCUUAAUAUUAAGUGUCUAAGAAUGGUACAAUUUAUCUCUGAGUAUGUCAGCAAUUUUAAAUCUUCAAUUGUACAAUCAAUCAAGCAAUAUAAGUAUGUCUCUCUAUUAAUUUACCUGUUAAGGAUGACCAGUAGAAUUUAUAUAGUAGUAUAUUGUAGCUUAAGAGUGGAGUAAAAUGCCAUAAUUACAAUGGAGGUAUAUCUUUUAUUUCAAAAUUUACACAUACACUUGUACAUGAUUUUUUUCUUAUAUCAAAGUUAUUACAGUUUGGUGUCCUUUGCUUUCCAGCUUAUUGGCAAAGGCUGGUACAUCUGUAGGCUGCCCAAAAUGUAAUAUCUACCAUCAACCAGUUUUUUAAAAAUACCCUUUGUUUUAAUUUUUCUAUGUAAUGUACAGUGUAACAAACAUAUUCAAUACAACUCCAUGCAACUGUCAUUCUAUGGUCAGUAUGUGGACAGCGAUCAUCUUUGUCUAAGGAAACUUUUCUUUUUUGUGUGUGUGUACAUUUUCUCCUAGAAAAUCUGGCAUUUCGAAAACCAACAUAUCAGCAGACAAAGACAUUAGUAAAUGGCACAAGUGAUAGAGCGGUUGAUGGAAAUAGCAAUAUGGACUUUUGGGGUGGAUCAUGUUCAUUUGUGCAAAAGAAUCCAUUUCCAUGGUGGAGAGUGGAUCUAGGACAAGAUGAGAUUGUGACUGAAGUGUAUGUGGUCGGUUUACUUGAUGUAAAUCGUCUGAGAAAAUUUGAGAUCAGAGUUGGUAGGUUAAUACUCUUACAGUAAUGGUUAUUUUUGAAGUGGUCAAUGCACUCUUAGCUUAAUGUCCUCAAGAAAAGAGGGGAAAAUGGUUUGCUGUGGUUUCCGGCUUUGACAAAAGCUGGAUUGGACUAGGUUGGAUCAUGGUCAGGAUCAGGGAUCAGAUCAUGGGUUGCAUCACAGACCAAACAAAAAAGGUUUAAAAAAAUUUAAAAAAAAAAAAAAAAAAAAAAAAAAAAAAAAAAAUAUAUAUAUAUAUAGAGUCUAUCUUAGCAUAAAGUGCUCAAUGCUGUGGUAGCAGAGCUAAGUAUACAUAAGUUAAAGAAUUAAAGAGGAUGCGUCAAUUCUCUGUCUGAAUCAAUGCGUCCUCUUUAAUUCUUUAACUUGUGUAUAUAUAUAUGUAUACACAUUAUAUUAUAUAUAUAUAUAUAUAACUGUUUUUAAAAUAAUAAUAAAUAAAAAUAAGAUUGAAAAACUAAAACAUGUUAAUUUAUAUUAGAAAUGUUGCAUGACAAGCCAAAAUGAAAUCUGUGUGACGUAAAAAAACUGCUUUACAUAAAUUGCACAAAAGUCAUGCAUUUCAGCUGUCAUAUUUAAACCAUUCUUACUCCUCACCAAGCCUCUUCUUUUGCAUGUGGUUAGUAAUAUUGAAUGUGAGGUGAUAUGAAAAAAAGUUAGUUAAAUGCAAGAAGAUUUCAUUUUCAAUGUGAUUUACAAAAUAUGGUAAAACACUUCUCCAGGAAAUCAAAGUGCUCAUUUAUGCUUUGGUCAUGGUGAUAUAAACAAGUGCUAAUAAACUUAGCAGCAUAUGAUUUCAUUUUGCUCUGCAGUUUUUUUAAUUCCCUGUGUUUUCAAUACAUUCUCAGAAAUAAUAGAUUGAGAAAUUUCUAUCUGUUUGAAUGUUACUUCUUUGAGUAGAAAUGAUGAAAAAUCUGACUUUUGCCCAUGCAAAUGGAGAGUAGACUCAUACACAUAUAAAUACGGUAAUAACUGACUGAUGAAGUGAUUCGUACCUCUUACAUGCCUUAAUGUCCAUGAUGGCACUACACAAAACUCCUUGACAAAGCUGUGAAAGUGACUACACAGAGUUUUGGGGCAAAAAGGCUUCCAGUGGGGCCUACAUACGCUCCAUUAUGUCACUCAGACUUUUACUUUGAGGUAAUUUGGUAUUAUUAAUGAGUUGAUAAUGUAAAUUGGCCUCUGUUAACAUUUCAGAAGCUGAUGUUUCAAGUGUUAGCCCUUUGUCAGAGGGAAACAUUCCUUUGUCAUUCACUCUGACAAAGGGCUAACACUCAAAAUGUCAUCUUUUAAAAUCUAAACGGGGGCCAAUUUAUUUGUAUUAUCAACUCAGUUGAUAAUACCAAUUUACUUAGUCAUAUUCUCCCACUGACACAGCACCACGGUUUCUUCAGAGACUUAGCCCCUUAUUCAUUUAAUCUUAUAUUUUGUUUAUUAUUAAUUUUUCAAAACUUUUUUUUCUGAUCCAUAAUCCAAUCUGAUCUGGUCCUGGUUUUUGUCAAUGCUGCUGUGGUUUCCACAUUCUUGUCAACCCUCAGCCACAGCUAUUUCUGUUUGAACAUGCAUCAUAUAAUUGCUGUUAGGUUUAGAUGUUGGUGUUUUGAUUUGGCAGUUGUACACAUAGAUACCCUUACAUGGUUGUGCUCUGCUGGUUCCUCUUUACCAAAAGGAACUGAGUGUUAGCUUCAGGCAACUGGAAAACAUUGCCAUUUUACUGAGCAGGUUGGCUGGCUGUGCUCUUUUUACUCUCUUUUCAAGUUGGAUGCAUGAUUAUGUUCAUUGGCUAAAAUCAUUAGUUUUUUUAUUGUUCCACAUGGUUUAACAAUAAAUGUGUAACAUGAGUCUGAGAAAUGGCACAGAUGUAAACAUGUCCUAUUUUUUAAUUUAAUGUUAUACUUUAUAGUCCAUUUUUAUCCUAAAUUGAUUGAAAUCACUUAUACAUUUACCAGUGUUUGGAUGAAGUAUAGCUUAUGAAAGUUUUUCUCCAUGCAAAUUAGUCAUGUUUUCCCAUCACUUGAUAUAUUUUCUUCACUGAGUGUUGUGGUCUGUAGACAGUUUCCCUAAUUAAACUCAGUGACAUUGAAAUGGCUGCUGCCAAAUGACAGAAGGGAAGAAUCUUCAUAAUUUGAAGGACAGGAGCAGUUUUGAUAGUUAAGGGGCUACAUUGAAAUUUUAUUGGGAGCUCCGUCUUGAUGAUGUGUAAAAUAACUGCCAGACAACCACAAGUAUUGGCAGGGACUAGCUUAUUACAAAUAAUAAUACUAAUAGCAGUAUCUAUUUCUGGUAAUUGGCUUGUAUUACCAAGCAUCAUGCCCUUGCUAUGCAUAACAUUUGAGUCAGUCUAGCCUACGCACUAGAAAAAGGGCAGCUUUUAUUAAGGCAAAGGCUCACUAGGGAGGUAAAUCUUGCUUGUUUUGAAAGUGGAUGUCUCUAUUUGAUCAGUAUAUGUCAUAUUUUACAGUCAUCUCUUUUAAGUUGUUUGUACUUUUUAACAGUGAUUUAUUAUUACGGUAUUCUUUCAGGCACAGUAUCAAGUAUUACUGAUACUAGUAUGACUAGUCCCAAAUGUGGUUGGGCAGCUACUCAUAACCUUCCUAAAGGAGUAGGUUUGUCAUUCUUCUGCCAUCCUAGUUUGAAAGGAAGAUAUGUCACCAUCAGGGAUGUUAGGGGAGGUAGAUCGGGAUUCAAUCUUUGUGAAGUUGAAGUGUAUUCAGAACAAAGAGGUAUGGCAUAUCUGGAUAUUUUGAAGAACUACUAUUAACUGCUACCUUACUGAGUUGAGGUUCCAAUCUACAUUCUCAGGAAAAUUUGCUAUUUAAUUUCUGUAUGUAGACAUGUAGGUACUUCAACAUUGUUAAAUAAAUGUAAACUGGUUGUGUGUAGCAGAUAAGUAUGAUAGUUUGGUUUAAAAGUUGAUAUAUUUACAUGUACAUGUAUAAAUGUAUGUUGUGACCUAUUUAAACAUAAAUGCUACAAAUUAAAAAUGUGGCCCUUCGUGAAACUUUUAUUAUUAACCUAUAAAUCAAUAGUAAAGAAUAAUGGAGUGGUUGUGUAGUUAGCUGAUGGUGUAAGAAGACCACAUGACAUAAAUAUUUCAGUAGUUAAGAGUGAUCUAUGUUCAUGAACUGGCAAUUUGUAAGAAUCCUGUAGUAUAGUGUGUAAUUAAUUAUGGCAACUAGAAAUUCCUGAUGGCAUUUUUUUCUUCAAUUAGAGGCCAAAAGGUGACAAAGUUAAUUAAUUUUUUUUAUUUUUCAAGCCUUGCGUUUUCACUCAACAACAACAACAACAGUUCUUUAUAUAAAUACCUCAAAUCACUAGUAAAAUCACUUGAGGUAUGUUUAGAUGGUGCAGCACACUUGUGAUUGUUACUGUACAUGUAUGAUAAACUGAUUCUCUGGGUUGAAACCAAAGUUUAUGGUAAUUAUGAUUGUCUUUUAACAGCAUGUCAUAGUCAGGCCAUCGGUGUGACCAGCAGUGAUGCAAUUCCAGAUGGCAGCUUCUCAGCCUCAACACAAGCUAAUGAUGGCCGCGGACCUUCAGCUGGUCGUCUGAAUGGAAAUAACUGGGGUUGGGCACCAAAUACUAAUACUGAUCACACUGACUACCUACAAAUUGACCUGCAGUAUGAUUAUGUUAUCUGUGCUGUAGCCACUCAAGGAUCUGUCAAUAGUGAUCAGUGGACAACAAAGUACAAGAUUAAAUUAUCAUUGGAUGGUGUCACCUUUAACACAUAUAAAGAAAACAACACUGAGAAGGUCAGUUUGAUGUUAAUGAAACAUCAUGCUAAACUUACUUGAAUUUUUUUUUCAUUUUUUGAUAUUUUGUUCAUGCAGUUUCAUAAAAAUACACUUAACAGGUAAUUUAGUGUUAAUAACUGGGUUGAAAACACCAUAAAGAGUUAAAAGGCAAUGUUGUGUUUUCAACUCAGUUGUUAACACUAAGUUACCUGCUAUACUCUCCCACUGACGUAGUACCACAGUUUCUUUAUAAACUUACCCCCUUUAAAAAUACACUCAGCAGUGUUCUCCUUUUCAGGCAGUAACCAGUAACAUUUACCCCCUGAAGUGUUUCUCAUUACCGUUUAAAAUUGUUUGGAAUUCUUGAAAAUUCAACAAGUAAAAGGAUUGCUUUACCAGUUUGAAAAUUUAUUUUACCUGUCAUGCUUAAAAUAUGGGAGAACACUGACUCAGUCAAGCCUAAUUUUAUAGGCAGAAGAAUUAGAGACAGUUACGCGAGAGCAUUUUGGUAAGAGUAAAUUUGAACCAGUUUUAUUACCAGGUCAAGUAUUGAUGGAAAUGAGUGAAAAAUCUGACAUGAGCUUCAUAGGUCAUGUCUUUCAGGCUUUGAAAUGCUUAUUUUUUAAGGCAUGAUGUAGUCCAGGGUAUGGUAACCCACUAACAUCAAAUGUUGGUGUGGCUUGUAGCUCUGAUUUGAAGUGACUCAUUUUGUUUGAUUUAAACUAUUUUUGUUAGAAUUAGAGCUGUAAAUUAUCCUUUUUCAUCGCUGUUUUGGUGAUGGUGUUUGCUACAUUUUUAUUGGUUGGUUGAAGGCUUGUUGAUAAUUCAAAGCCAAGGAAAACUGCCAUCACUUGUGCACGGAAAGUUGAAAUUUUCUUUUGAAGUGAAUAAACAUGUCAGUGUCAAUAACUGUUCUUUUUCAUUGAUAUCUUUAAUAUUUUAGGUCUUUAAUGGAAACUCUGGGAGAAAUGACAUAGUAAAACACGGUCUGAGGGAGUAUGCUUUGGCAAGGUUCAUCCGUUUUGUGCCAACAGAGUACUAUGGUUAUAAGGCAUUGAGAGUGGAAGUUUAUGGAGUUCUCCUAUCUACAGGUACCAAUUCUAUUUUGUCUGUACCAUAUCAUUGAAAUCCUACAAGUGUUACAAAAAAGUGGAAGGGAAUAUUAUGACUCACUUUACUUAAAAUGUUACAUAAAAUCUCAUAGUCUAUACUGAUACCAUGCUGUAGAAAAAUACAGCCAAUCAGAAUUCAGGAAUUGUAUAUUUGAUGGUAUUGCACCCACUCAUGUUCAGGUAAUGACAUUAAAUACAAGUGACUUGUGGGAUAUUCAAUGGUAUACUACUCAGCAUUACCAAUACUGAUACCAUGCUGCAGAAAAUAUAGCCAAUCAGAAGGAAUUCAUUGUAUAUUUGAUAGUAUUGUGCCCAGUCCUUUUAUUGUGUACUGUGAUCUUAUUCCUGCCAAAAUCGAGCGUACAAUGCCACUUCUAGUGUAUUUCAAGUGCUGUUUGAGCCAUGUCAGAGCCAAAUUCUUCCCUCAACAUUAAUGUUCAGGUAAUGACAGACUAUGAGCGACUUGUGGAAUAAAUUAUUUCAUGAUAUACCACUCAGCAUUACAUAACUGGUAUAUAUUUGAAUGAUAUAUGUAUAUGUUCAGUGUAUAUAAUCACAUUUGUAAAUUAUCCCCUACAGAAAUCAGAUUACCACUUAGUCACUCCCUAAAUGGCACUCAUUUAAUCCAUUGAGGAUGAAUGAAGUCACUUAGGUUCACUUGAUGUCAGACUUGAAAGAGCUUGAAAUUCUGACUUGCAAAGUUUUAGGGAGGACACAAGCACUGUGAUAGUACAGAAAUAAUGCUUCAUCAAUAUUAACAACUUUCAUCUGUGUUGACCAAUUCAGCUCCUUUAUAGGCACAUGACCAUUGUGAAAAUAUCAUUAAAAUACCUUAUAAUCAUUUUUAUUCAACAUUCCAGUUCCAUCACAAGCUCCAGGCAACUUCACUGUGACUGCAAUCUCAUCUACUAGUAUAAAAGCAUCAUGGGCAUCACUGCCAGAAUAUGCCAGACAUGGAGAUAUAACAGGUUAUAAGUUGUUUUACAGACAGAAGGGCUCAGUGGACAAUUUAGUCAUGGAGUCUGUUACUGGAGCAGAAACAUUAACUAAAGCUUUCACUAAUCUGAACAAGUACACCAAAUAUGAAUUUCAAGUGUUGUCUGUUGGAUCUCGUGGUGAGGGACCAAAAAGUUCUGUAAAGGUUGAGCAGACUUUGGAAGAUGGUAAGAGACUAAAAUUGAACAGUGUAGGUUAUAAGAAAUAUUUUACUCAAAAACAUAAUUAUAGCUUAUUUGAAUAAGAUUGGAACAUAAUAGUAUAUCUUGGCAGGUUUAGAGUAAUGAUAUGAUGCAGGAUAUAAUAUGAGAGUUAAGUUAUUAUUAUCAUUUUUAUUAUAUUAUUAUUAUUAUUAUUAUUAUUAUUAUUAUUGUUAGCAUUAGUAAUAGUAGUAUAAUGAGUUAACUUCCUUCAGCACUUUCAGUGAACAGGUUAAAGUGGAUUAUCUAAUUUCUUCAUUUUUUCUGCCAAAGAUCAAUUUUAUUUCAGUCUAGCUUAAAUAAUGACCUUCAUCUUCCAUUUCUUUGCUACUCUAGCACCAACCAUUCCUUCAAACCUUUCGCAGGCUGAGAUAAUGCCAGAUAAACAAGUUGGUCCCAAGAUAAAGCUCACCUGGUAUAAGCCAGCAGAAGAAAAUGGGAUUAUAAGGAGUUACACUGUGUUUUAUAGUCACAAUGAAGAUCCUUAUAAUAUUCACACUAAAACAUUAAAACAAAACAUCUUCAGUUACACAGUAGAUGUGUUAGGUGGGGCCACCUAUCAGUUCCACGUCAGAGCUGCUACAAUCAAACCUGGACCAAAUGCAACCUUGUCUGUUGCUGUUAAUGAUUAUGGUAGGUGUAAAUCAGAAAUUAUAGGCUAGUUUUGAUAUACUAAAAUUCUAACAUGGCUGCAAGGCUAGGGGGAAUAAAACAAAAGAAACUAAUUGUUUGUCCCUCAACCUUGAUGUGAUUUCCUUUGUUUUAUUCCCCUAACCCUUGACACAAAGUUUGAAUUUUAAUACAUUGAAAAUGGCCUAUUAAUUUUACUUUCAACUUUAAUGUUAUUUGAUAAGUGUAGAUGGUAAGUGAUAUCAAGGUAGACAAGUUGAGAACAGCUGCACUAUAGGAGUGGUAAAGGAGGGACUCUCCUUAUCAACUCCAAGUGCUUUCCAAUGGAGUUUUGAAGGACUGGUGAACAUGAUUAGUCAACAUCAAUGACUACAUACCUAAAAAAAAUAAAAAUUUGAUGAAGGGGGAAGGAGAGAAGAAUUACUGAAAUACAAUUUAGAUAAACUUUGAGGAUAAAUUUUUCAUCAAAUGUGAUUCAGAAAUAAUUAUUUAUUAAAUUUUUUUCGUUCAAUGACAGACAGCUGACCAUUUAUCUGAAUUGGUAUAUUUUUUUAUUCCCUUUUGUCAGAACCCAGUGUAGCACCAAAUGAUGUGUCUUUCAGUAGACUGAACCAAACAACCUUCAAUAUUUCAUGGUCACCCCUGACAAGAAAAGAGAGUUAUAGCAAAGUUAUCUCAUAUGAGGUCAAGAUAUCAUUGGUGUUGUCUGGAAGUCGACAAAAGAGAUCUCCAGCCAACAGCAAAACUGUUAACACAACAAAAGCAUUUGUUAUCCUGUAUGAUAUUCAGCCUUGUUACAAUGUGUAUGUCCGAGCAUACACUAAAGCUGGCCCUGGACCAUAUGGUCAACCCUUACCUCUGGAAUUGAGUAAGUUUCAUUUUUUUCCUCAAAUUGAAUAUAGAGCAUGCAAAAUUUUGCUUCAAACUCAUUAAUUUAUACUGCAUAGAAGCUUAAUGUGUAGUCUGAUUCAAAAUCACUAGUAAGAGUAAGAAAAGCAAGGCAUUUUGGCUGUCUUUGGUUGUAGCUUAAUUCGGCUAAUAACCAGGAAAUUGAUUAAUUGAAUAGGGGUGAUAUUCAAAAUGCGCCCCCAAGUGUACCUAGGGAAACAAGUUGCAAUGUUUCCCAUAAAUUUUUCAGCGCAAAUAGCUGUACAUUUUAACUCAUAAUCACAUUAUUUAAUUUAUUCUUAUUACAACAUGGACUAUUUGUACAAAUAAAAAAACUACAGAAAAAGUAGGAAAUUAAUAAAAGCGCAUUUACUGAAUACACAAAAGAAGGAACUUACUCUGGAAUCUAAAAAAGCUAUCAUACUUAUAUUGUUUUACUUACUAAUAUGACAAAGUACCAGGGGCACCUUACAACCUGAGGGCAACAGACUCUCAGUCAACAGAGAUGACACUGGAAUGGGUGAGACCCCAACCUGCUAUGGAAGAAGAGUGGAAGGUGAUAUUCUUAAUGUUUAAAUCUACUUUGCUGUAAAAACAUGGAUUUUGACAAAUUUUAAUACAACUCUUUGUUGCUAUACAAUUCUUAUGAUGUUAGUUUGGAGAAAUUGGUAUUGGAUCAACUAAUAAUCCCCUAAUCAAUAUUUUACUUUAUUCUCAUCACUCCUAUGCUUGACAUUGUAUUGAAAUUGUUAGAAGAAAUUCUUUCUUGAUCAUUCAUGGGAGUUAAAGGGUUAAAGGAGCACUGACGGAAAUGACAUCUGUCGUAAUGAAUAUAAUGCAUAAGUGUACUAGAGAACUGGUACCAUCAGUAUGACUACCAUUUAAGAGCAGCUACUGUAAUAGUUACUGUAAUAAGUGAGAGGAGUUAUAUGUACAUGCACAGCUAUAUGUAUAUACAUAAAAUUAGGGUUUUUUGUUUUGUGCUGUGAUCACGAAAAUGCACGUCCACGUGGGAGAUUUUAUUUGUAAAUAAAUUAGUGCAGGUGUGGUAUUUACUGUACCUGCCUUUGACUCAAUUGUUUGAUUGUUAAGGUUGAGUACUCUGGGAAAAAGUCUUACAACAACAGCUUUUCACACGAAGGCAGCAAAGAUGUACAGGGAACAACAAAAUAUACCCUUGAUAAUUUGGUACCAGGUACCAAAUAUGACCUUCGGGUUUAUGGAAUCUCAAAAUGUGGAAACAACGGAUUCCCUUCAUCUUUGGAAGUAGAAACAAAAAUAGGAGGUAAGCAAUAACAUGCAAGUAACUGUUUGCAUCUAAUUUCUCUUCACAAUAUCACCCCUGAAUCACACAAUGUGGUCACAAGAAUAAAGGAAAUGAUCACCUACUUCUGAUUAGGAAUGUAUGGGAUCAGUAUGGAGAAUAUGCAUCUUGAAAUUGAUGUAAAUAUUUUGCGAAUCAUAUUAUUAUAUUUAUUUUAUUCCCAGAGCCAUUGGCUUCAGUUGUACUAUCACUGACCACCAGGAAGGUCGCUGAGUUGCAGGCUGAAAUUGAUCUGUGGCCUGCUGAACAAAGGAAUGGUCCAAUAAGGUGAUGGUUUUAUAGUUUGUGUCACAGAUUAGCUAAAAGCAUAAACUAUUAAUGAUACACUCACCUGAGGAGGAUACAAUUCUUGCUUUCACUGUGCACAUAAUGAUGUUAAUCUUGUGUACAUAGCCCAUGAUAUGAGAAAGAUACAAUGCCUUAAUUAGGUCUUUCGAACUUAAGUUGCAAUACAAGACUGGGUAAAAAUCUCCUUGUUGACUGUAACGUUAACAAAACGCCAGUUCUGCAAUCAACAACAUUUCUGUUUAGGACUAUUCUUCCCAAGACGAUCAGAUCGCACAACUGGCUACUAUAUUGAACACAAACACAUGACUUUGUUGCAAAAGUUCCUAAGUGCUUAACUCAAGUCAUUAAAGACCAUCAAACAACCACCACCUUUCAAUACGGCGAUGACCGCAAUGGUGUUGACCAGAAUUUUGUUCGUUUUCAACAUUUCAGUGCUUAUCAAAUAAUCAUUCUUAAAGUCUCUGAUUGUGUUCAAGAGCUUCCCAAGGAUUUUCAUUUGAAGCUGAAAGAUUUAAACGACGAAAAUUUGAACUUUCAUCCGUUUUACAUCGCUGCGGAAAUCGAAAAUGAUCCUGUGCAUGAGAAAUCUUGGAAAUUUACUAUUGGUGACGGGAAAUCGUAUGGAACUUUUAUCAACAAAAAACUGAGGAAAGGAGGAAACUAUUUUGCCUAUCAAAGAGCAAUAACUCGUUUCAAUGGUGUAAGUAAAUUUGGGUGUUGUUUAAUUGUUCUGUUAUUUAGAGUUGAUAAUCUAAACAUAAUAUCCACUUGAUGAAGAAAAUUAUUUUGGACCAAACCAUUUUUUUACGUGCAGUCACACUUGCUGUUAGGGAUAAAUCUCACUUCCUUAUAUCAAUGAAUUUUAAGAUGUGUUUGUCACUUUUUGACCAUGUUUGGUUCACUUUUUAGCAAAUUUUGGAAGGAUAUGCCAGUAAAGUGGCCUCGAUAUCUGUGACACCAGGUAUGCGAGUUAACACUCACGUGAGACUUGAAACUAAUUUCUCUAUCUUUUCAGUUUAGUGGGCUGUAAACUUUCAUGAGAGCUUUGUGACUUGGAGAGAAACUUCCCUUUUGGCAAGAGUCAGUUGUUACAGUUGCGCGGGCAAAUUGGAAAAAAGUUAAACUCAAGUAAUGGCAGAUCCUUGUUGAAGUCUGCCACUGUUUCAAAAGUUUGUGCCUGGCCUUAUUUCUCCCCUUCAACUGAAUAAGUUAGGUUUAAAACCUCGGCCACUGCUGAUUACGAAAAGCAAACUAACCUACCACCGUUGUUUCUGUGUUUACUAGAUAAUUCUUAUUCCGGUCUGCAUUUACAUUUGGUCACCUUUCAAUUCUUAUCAUAAUUAUCAUAGAAUAACAUCCUUUUUAGUAGAUUUUUUGUUAUUUUAUUUUCACUUAAAUGUAAAAUUUGUGCAACUUCCAUUGAUGUAAUUAACAAAAGCGCCUUGAUGCUUUCAGCUCUAUGACGAGAAAGGCCACAAUCUUGAUUAAGGGCAGGUUUUUUGUUCUCGCUUGCUCUUCUAUGAAUUUUAAUGUUUAACUAUUAUUUUCUUUCAAUCUGCAGAGUCACUUAAAUAUACUAAAGAAACCAUAAAGGGAGAUACCAGUGAGUAUUGUGGGGACACAAGAAGCUGGUCUUAAAUUGUUGAUUAAACAGCGCCAAUAAAUCCAUAAUUAAACAGCAUGUUGGAAUAAUCUCGUAAUAAUCAUUUGAUUCCUCUCAAAGCUAUCACUUGAUUCCUUCAUUAUUUUCUCCAAUUUUCAUGGAGACACAGAUUUUCAUAUCUGAUGUAAAUCCCUCCUAUUUUCUAACAGGUGAAUCCCAAGUCUUUCGGGCUGCUGUCAUCGCUCUUUGUUGCAUUGUUUUCUUCUUGCUCAUUGUGAUUGGUGCGCUAAUAUGGCGGUUGAGACGAACUGAGCUUAAUAAAAAAGCAACCACAGUAAACAGUGGUAUCUCCGCCCCAUCUGGUGGUCAUCAAGCGUCAGAGCCUGGUGUUUAUAUGGAACUCCACCCCAGGCCUUCGGAAGGGAAGUCACGUGAACCUCCUGAGUACCAGUCAUUGCAGGACACUCAAGUGACUUCCAAUUAUUACAAUGUGGGAUUCAAGAAAGAAAGGUUAGGGAAGAAAGACGGCGGAAUCUACGAGAAUUCGCACAGUUGAAUGCUUUAGUCUCCUCUUGACGCUUGAUAGAUCUGAAUUGAAGCCGCCCGUUUAGAUAUAGGUCUGUAAGCCCUACAGACGGUUUGUUAUUGAAGACUUGGUUUAACGAACAUCAGAACGUUCGUAAAAGCCCAACCACAUGAUGAAUUUCCGUAAGAGACUAACUCUAUAAAGAAAUUUCGUGGAAAAAUAGACCGUGUAAUUAAACAAAGCAAGAAUUAGGAAAAUUUUAUCGUACAAAGUAGUAGUAGUAAUCUUUAAUGAGGAUGCCAACGUUACGAAGUGGUUUACAAAAGGGUUCUCAGAAGAAUACUAAGUUUAGAUUAAGAACCAGUUAAACAUACAAAAAUGUAAAAGUUUAAAAGAGUAUAUACAAUCAUCAAGCAUCAAAUAUAACCAGUUAAAAAUACAGGAAUGUAAAAGAUAAAAAGAAUAUACAGAGGGUAAAAAGCAAAGAAUGUCGUUAAGAAUCAAAGAUAACUUUGGACAGGCCACGUUUAAAAGCAGGCAAUGACUCUGCAUUCCUUAAUGAAGUGUCUAAGCCGUUUCAUAUAUCGGCGCUAAAAUUUACUGACGACCAAUGACCCCAUCUUCUUGUGGCACUAGAUUUGCGAAUGUCAUUUCUCGAUCUUGUGUAGUAACUGAAAAUUACCAUUGAAUGUGACAGGGAUAGAGUGACAGAAAUGGUUGUUAAUCAAUUUAUACGUAAAAGUACCAUGAUGUUCCUUUGUACGUCGCACUGCAUUAUUAUAGUUAGCCUUUGUUAUGUACCUGAUGACAUUCGCCCACAUAUUAACGGGGCAGGGAAACAUACAAACUUUUAUACAAAUUGUAUGAGUGACACAUGACAAUUGAAUUACCUUAGGUACCGGUAAUCGCUCAUUGUGAAUGAAAUUACAUGCAGCAGAAUGUAGAAAGGAAAAUCUUGAAAUGACUCUGAGUCACUUUUAGCCAUGUUGGUCUUAAGAGGAAACGAUUUACCCCGAAUUGUAGCCUAAGAAUUGGGUAAAAUGUAUGGGAAGUCGAAGAGAUGCUCAGUCAGGAGAAAGUGCUCUUUAAAUGGAACAACCAAAUUUCAAUACUGUGGUAGGAAAUAAGAAGGGACUCGCGUCUCCACUUUCCUGAAUGAGCCAAAAAAACUGCUUCUACUGUAGAUUAUCUUCCUCUGCUGUUAAACAACUACUUUCGAACAUUUUUAAACAGUUUUCGAGUGUAACGUAGCAUGGUAUGCAACAUUGGUGAUAUCAGUUAAACCUUACGGUUUCGUAUCUUCUCACUGGUCUGUUAAUCUUUGUUUUUGUGAGAAAUCUUAGGAAUACAGAGAUUCUAGGCUUGUUUUUGUGAAGGAAUAAGUUUCUUCAAAAAUUGAGAAGGAUAAUUAAAUUAGAAGCGAUAGUUUUACAAGAGAUGUGCUAGAAAGAAAAAAAAAAGAAAAGAAGAACAAAGAUGGUUAGUGAAAGUGAUAUUCAGACCGAUUAACUCUUAGGACCAACAGAAAUAAAGGAGGUAAGUCUCUGAAAAAGCUGUGGUACUAGGUGGGUAGGGGAUAUAACCUGAUAAUUUGGUUUUAUCAACUGAGUUUUCAAUGUAAAAAAUUCAUUUUAAUAAAGAUUAGUUAUAAAUGUUUCAGCACACAAAUCAUAAUUGACAAGUUCACUUUAUAACUAGUGACGUUCACACCAAGAAAAAAUGAAAAACAAGAAAAUAAUUUAGACUUCCGGUAAGAGUCUUAUGUCUGUAGAUCAUCCCUUUAAAAUAGAGGAACCUAAACCCGUAUUGUCAACGCGUCGUCUUUCGGCACACUGCUGAAACUCCGGGAAUAUAUACCAUAAUGAGUUUAAUUGUAUUUUGGCAGAUGAGCUCCAACGGAGAGAAUGAACUUUUUAAGAUGCAAAAGGUUAUUGAACUGAAACAUCAGGUGUCUGCAACGUUUCAGUUUCUCAGUGAGUUAUGAAGUAACAACAACGGCGAAAUGUCGGAGUUUGAUUCCGGGCUGCACUUCCAAGUGGCUUUCUUCGCUUUUCUUAUUCCUCUAGGUUCCGGUGAGUUCUCUAUCAUUUAUAAUCUGUGCAUACGAGUUAAGAUCUCAACGAAUUCACAGAUUGUUUUUCGCAGUGACUCCAUAGAUAUGAAGUUAUUAAAUUCCAUUUCAUUGCCGUCAAUUGACAAACUGUCGGGUCUGACCGAAAAAUCCCAUGUGAAUUCAAACAUCUUUAAAGCUGAAACAUCUGACAAGUUAUUUUAUUUUGAGAGAAUGAGUCUGGGAGAAUUGUAGUUGCGAUUUUCAAACCUAUCUGGCAUAGUAUGAGUUACUUCCUGGUAAGGAGUAAGAGCGUCUCAACGACUCACCUCGUCGCUCGCCUUUUCUUAGUUACGUAAGAGCAUGAUCUUCUCUACUUGGCUUCACGAUGUUUAUGAAGCGGUAGCUUGAGAGAGAUCUGAACUUUUUUCGGAACAGAACUAGCUCGCUUCGUUAUCGAUUAAAAUAUGACGGUUUCCUAAUUAUAAGGUCAUCAUUCUUAGAGAGGCCUAUUUGAAAGCUAUGAUCACAUGAGAAGUAGUUUUAGAAUUUGGACGAUUUCGACUGCCUUCCUAUACUUUUACUUAAAACAGUUUCUGCAUCAUAUCGAGCUUUGCUUGAAUUUACGAGCUGUCCGAUUUCUUGAACACAAAGUUGUGUCAUUAUGCAAAUCUGGCGCUUAUUUAUUUUAAGUUUCCAUUUUAGUGUGCAAACUAGUUCGAUACAUUUACUGCCAUUUAGCUUCUGCUGAAGGCAUUGGAUAAACAUGUAAUGACGAUUAUUCAAUAAACCAGCGUGAGCCAAAUCAAAAUGGCAGAGAACUUCAAGAACAAAGUAAACUGAAAGUUCAAUUAUGUUAAUAGGUUUGUCGUGACUUGGCAUAUCACUGUCGACUAUUGUUUUAACAAAUGAGCAGGCAAACACGGCCAAAAUGGACAACUGUCUGACCAAGCGUUGGAAUGAAGUCGUAUUCCUCACUUUACUCAAACAAUACACCAUAAGCAAAUAGAAAAUGCAGUUCAAGUUAAACAAAGAAUGAACUCAGCUCGCCUCAGACGUAGGUGUUUAAGAGGCGAUCUCUGUAAGAGCGGUCCAAGAUAUUUGGCAUCGGGAAAAAGUUUUCCCUCAAACUUUGCCUAAUAAACUAUCUUUGGUAGCAAGUAAAUAAAACCACAUUAGUUUCUGGAAAUACCGCGGUUAAAAUAAAAUUUUUAGAGCUCUCAAAAGUCAAAGCUGCUAAAGGCCCUUUUUUGACCUCUUGCGACAUCGAAAAUUUCAAAAGUUGAAUAACCUGGUCCUUGUAUCACACCGCAUGCAGCAAAAAAUCUUUUGUAUCUUUAAACUGUGUGAUAUGUUAGGUGAAUAAAAAGUAUUUCAAUUUUGAUAUUUGUUUAUUUAGGGGUUCGUCAUAAUUUAUUUAAAAACACUCCUUAGACAGCUUUCUGAAAUUGGUCAAAAGUACUCUUUCCCACUUGGUUGAUAUUGCUCAAGUCCAGAACAGACCAUUGAAAAAUCCGCUUGAUUUCUUCUAAUAAGAUGUUUGGCUGCAGAAAAAUAUAAAAACAUCUUGCACUUAUUAAUUUUGUUCGCCGCAAUGACUUCAAACUUUCAGCGAUUUUGCUAGCGUGACAGCCGAUUAUGCAAAUUAGUUCAUUGAACAAACUCCGACCGUUUUAUAAAAGUAGCUCAAUAAAUCUUAGAUUUUAACCAUUUUAAGUUGAAAAGAUAGUAGGACAGAGCUUUUAGACUACACCGAUUGAUACUCUAAACAUUUCAAAAGGCCAGAAUUUGACAAAGUUUACCCUCUCGUGACGAAAGACGUCAAUAACAAUGCAUCGAAUAUCAUAAUUUGAUUAGCGCUCGCUUAACAUUUUAAUGGCAAACUCUUUCUUAAAAAUUUGGCUUCUGCUACUUCAUGCAUAUUUGAGUUCUGACAGGUUACGCUAUUCAAACCUGUAUGAACAUUUCAGAACCAAACUACAGGAUUCUAUUUAGUGUAACCGGUGAUAACAGCACACAUUGAAAUACACCUUGACCAGUGACUCUGUCACGUAAUUCCAUCGUAUAAUUGUCCUGAAUACCUCUCAAGUCCAAGUAAAGCAGCGAUUGCUCGAAUUUCUAGCUGACAGGAACAAAUGAUAUUUGGUCGCCACACCUGUCUGCAUAGCAGUCGCUGUUCAUAACUUUGGAGAGUUCUUGUGAAAAAAGAUAUCGCAUUCGCAUAACGGGUGGACGUCAUAAUUAGACUACAUUACAACUCCACUCCGAAAUCAUUUCCUCCAUUUUUGCAAGAAGUGUUGUCUUUGUAUCUCGCAUUUUGAAUGCGAGCUCAAAAUGUUUGCACAUGUCUCUUAGUACCUUGACUUUGAGGCUGGGCAACCUUCACCCUCGUGCCAACGAGCACACAUCAUAGACAGCAAACAUGAUUGGAUUUUUCAGUCCUAUCUCAUCCAUUACUGUGUUCCUGGCCUCCCUCAAACACGAGUACUGCCUGACGUUUUGCGAAAGCCGUACACUUGCACCUCUCUUAUGAAGAGCUCAUUCCAUGGAAAGCUGUGAAGCACUUGUCAAGGGUUCUGUGGCCGCUGCAACCAGUUCAGUCGAACCCUCUAAUGACAAUGACUGAAAGUGAUGAACCCACUCCCUCUUCACUUUGCCAUAAAGACUUUCAGUCAUGCUCGCAGACACAGGACUUACAUGAUGAACCGCCAAGUUCAUAUGGAGCUCAAGGUCGGAUUCUGUGACGCAGGAUUUUUUUCAACAGGCACCUCACUCUUCGACUGUGCUCUUGCCUUCUUUAUUUGUCUAUCGGAGAGGUUUUCAAAUGGCUGAUGCAUGCGUUUAAGCUCGUUAGCUGAAAAUCUAUCGGUAUAAAUACUCAAUAUUUGAGUCCUAAGUGAUUUUGUGGGAGCAUUCUGAUAGGCGGCCUUAAGGGUUUGAAGGCCAACAUCAAUAGCUGUCUUGCACUUCUCUUCAUGGUCUACGACCGCUUGGAAUAACGCUUUUCCAUCUCUUAGAGCAAUGACAUCGCACACCAGCUGGCACGCUUCCCCAGCUUUUUGUACAAACUCAGAUUUUUCGGGAAAGGAGCAUUUUUCCCUACAAUCUACUUGGGAUUCCAAAUGUGUAAUCCUGGGCUUUUGUGCAACAUCGGCGAGGCUAUCGAUAUAUGCAUUUAAGACUUGAAUUGGAUCUAUGCUAAAGUUCUGAAUAGAACUGUCUUAAAGACAGGUGUGCAGACAAACUUUCUCUUAUUCCAGCCGACUAGAAUGCUGAUCCAAAAAAUGAUGUUAUCACUGCUUUAUUUAGAAAGGAGAAGGAUGUACCUCCUCUUGACGCUUGAUUGAUCUAAAUUGAAGCCGCCCGGUAGGUUGUGGGUCUGUAAGCCCUAUAGACAGUUUGUUGUUGAAGAUUUGGUUUAACGAACAUCAGAACGUUCGUAAAAGCUAACCACAUGAUGAAUUUUCGUAAGAGACUAACUCUAUAAAGAAAUUUCGUGAAAAACCGACCGUGUAAUGAAACAAAGCAAGAAUUAGGAAAAACUUUAUCUUGUAAAUGCAGAAUUGAACGCUUCUACACUGCAUUACUAUACUUAGCCUUUGUUGUGUACCUGAUGAUAUUCGCCCACAUAUUAACGGGGCACGGAAACACACAAACCUUUAUACAAACUGUAGGAGUAACGCAUGACAACUGAAUUACCUGAUGUACUGGUAAUCGCUCAUUAUGAAUGAAAUUACAUUUAGUAGAAUGUAGAAAGGAAAAUUUUGAAAUAACUCUGAGUCACUUUUAGCCAUGUUGCUCUUAAGAGGAAACGAUUUACCCCGAAUUGUGGCCUAAAAAUUGGGUAAAAUGUAUGGGAAGUCGAAGAGAUGCUCAGCCAGGAGAAAGUGCUCUUUAAAUAGAGCAAUCAGAUUUCAGUACUGUGGUAGGAGUUGAAUAAAGCAAUGCAUCGUUGAAAUGAUUAUUUUGUCUUUCCACAGUCCAUGUCGGUAUCUUUUCGAACCAAACCAUACUUUGAAGGAAAAUGUGUGGAUUUUUUUUAUUUAUGUUUCAAGUGAAAGAUUUAUUUUGCCUCUAGAAAAUGUAAGCAAAAAUAGAAAUACCAGUAACAUUAAAUCGCCUUUUUUUCCUCCUAAUAGAAAUUCUACGACCAAAUCUUUGAGUCGUUCAACUGAAAAUAUUAUAUAGUUUUAGAUUUACAACCGCAUCAUGGACUUCAAAUAUUACUAAAGGUCUUGUGACAAGUACCUUCACAACAGUCGCAAAAAUAUAUCGAUACAAUAUCAGUCUUAUGCCUGAAGCGUGACGUCGUGGACUCGGCCGAUCAAUCACUUGCUUUGUCUCGCCAAAAAAAGAAUGUUUUUGACGUCAGCAAAUGACGUUUGCCUUUUUCUUGCCAAAAUUAAAUCUAUCAAGUAUGUGCUCCUAUUAUUUGUUUUAACUUGGUGAGGGUGGCUUAAUAAAAACACCUAAACCUUGACUCUGAUCAUUUCUUUUUAAACCGAUCGACCAGUGCCCCCCUUUUUGUAUCACCCCAAGUAAGAUGAAGUAAAGGGAUCGAUUGGAUCGCCCCCCCCUCCCCUCCCCGCAAGUGAUUCUGUGCCUUCUUCCCUGAGGCAGAUCAAGCUAUAAAUUCCUGCAGAACAGGGGUAAUUUUUUUCGUUUUCCAAGCAAGUGAAAUAAAGAGGGGCUCGCGUCUCCACUUGCCUUGAUGAGCCAAAAAAACCGCCUCUUCUGUAGGUUAACUUCCUGUGCUGUCAAACAACUACUUUCGAACAUUUUCAAACAGUUUUCGGGUCUAACGUAACUUGGUAUGGAACACUGACGAUAUCAGUUAAACCUAACGGUUUCGUAUCUUCUCAGUGGUCCGUUAAUCUGUGUUUUUGUUGUAAAUCUUAGGAAUACAGAGAUUGUAGGGUUGUUUUUGUGAAGGAGUAAGUUUUUUCAAAAUUGAGAUGGAUAAUUAAAUUGGAAGCGAUUGUUUCACAAGAGAUGUGCUGGAAAGAAAAAGAAAAGAGGAACAAAGAUGGUCAGUGAAAGUGAUAUUCAGACCGAUUAACUCUCAGGAUCGACAAAGGUAAAGGAGGUAAGCUUCAAAAGAAAUUGUGGUGCUAGGUUGGUAGGGGGUAUAACCUGAUAAUUUGGUUUUAUCAACUGAGUUGAUAAUGUAAAUUGGCCACCGUAAAGAGUUUCUUAAGAGAUUCCCUAUAAACUGUGGCCCUACCUUGUCAAGAUACACAAGUGAACAAAACAGUCCCACGCAGGAUAUUUGAGCAUAAGUUUGCCUUUCUAGAUUCUUACAAAAAAAUUAUUUCAAUAAAGAUUAGCUUUAAAUGUUUCAGCACACAAAUCAUGAUUGACAAGUUUAUUUUAUAACCAGUGACGUUCGCACCAAGAAACAAUGAAAAACAAGGAAAAAAUUUAGACUUCCUGUAACAGUGCAACAGUUGUGGGAAAAACACCAGAGAUUGUUGUAGAAAGUUUUCAAGUCAUUUUUUUUUUUUUAUAUAUUCAGAAAUUCUUUUUAGAUUUCAUGAUUGCUUCCGUUGUCUUUUGCCUGUAGAUCAUCCCUUUAAAAUAGAGGAGUCUAAACCCGUUUUGUCAACACGUGAUCUUUCGGUUAGCUGCCGAAACUCCGGGAAUAUAUAUGAUAAUGAGUUUAAUUGUAACUUGGCAGAUGCGCUUCAACGGAGAUGGUGACCUUUUUAAGAUGCAAAAGGCUAUUGAGUUAUGAAAUAACAACAGCGACGAAAUGUUGGAGUUUGAUUCCAAGCUGUACUUCCGAGUGGCUUACUUAGCUUUUCUUAUUCCUCUAGGUUCUGGUGAGUUCUCUAUCAUUUGUAAUCUGAGCAUACGUGUUAAGAUCUGCUCGAAUUCACCGAUUGUUUUUUUUGGCAGUGACUCCAUACAUAUGAGAUAAUUGAAUUCCAUUUCAUUGCGUUCGGUUGACAAACUGUCGAAUCCGACCGAAAAAUGUCAAGUUAAUUCAAUUAUCUUCUUUAAAGCCUAAACAUCUAACAAGUUCUUUUAUUCUGGUAGAAUGAGUUUAGGAGAAUUCUAGUGGCGAUUUUCAAACCUAUCUCGCAAAAUAUGAGUUACUUCCUGUUCAGAGGUAACAACGGCUCAUCGACUGACUUCGUCGCUCGCCUUUUCUUAGUUUCGUAAGAGCAUAAUCUUGUCUACUUGGUUUCACGAUAUUUAUGAAGCGGUAGCUCGAAAGAGAUCUGAACUUUUGUCGGAACAGAACUAACUCGCUUCGUUAUCGAUAAAAAUAUGAUGGUCUCCUGAUGACACGGUCAUCGCUCGAGGAGAGGUAUCUUUGAAAGCUAUGAUUAUAUGAGGAGUAGUUUAAAAUUUGAACGAUUUCGAUUGCUUUCCAUUGCUUUUACUUCAAACAGUUUUUACAACAUAUCGAGCCUUUGGUUGAAUUUACGAGUCUAAUUUCUUGAACACAAAGUUGUGUCAUUAUGCAAAUUUGUCACUGAUUUCAAAAUACUCUAUUAGCUUUCCAUUUUGGUGUACAAACUGGUUCGAUACAUUUACUGCCAUUUAGCCUAUGCUGAAGGCAAAGAGUUAAAGAUACAAAGACGAUUGUUGAGUAAGCCAGCUUGAGCCGAAUCAAAAGGGCAGAGAACUUCAAGAAGAAAGUAAACUGAAAGUUCAAUUAUGUUAAUAGGUUUGUCGUGACUUGGCAUAUUAUUGUCGACUAUUGUUUUAACAAAUGAGCAGGCAAACACGGCCAAAGUGGACAUCUGUCUGACUAAGCGUUCGAAUUAACACAUGUUCAUCAUUUUACUCAAACAUUACACCAUAAUCAAAAAGAAAAUACAGUUUAAGUUGAAUAAAGAAUGAACUCAGCUCGCCUCAGACGUAGGAGUUUAAGUAUUCGAUGUAUAUUCAUGAGACACGACACGGAAUAACUACUAAAUAAACAAUCAUAAUGUGUUAAUAGACAUUUUAUUCCUGUUAACUCAAAUACAAUUGUUUCAACGCCGAGAAACUUAGAUUUGCAAAGACCUUUCAUAAAAAUCCCGAAUCAAGGUAUAGCUCUGAAAGAUUAAAGUGACGUGUUGCUAAGACGGUCACAAAAAAUAUCUUGAAAAAUGUCCUCGAAGUAUACCCAAAAUUUGCGCUCCGAAGUGAAAUUUUGAAAUGUAUCCAAUUGAAAAUGUUUUUGGAUUAUACUAGUUUCAGUAAAUAAUAGGGCGCACUCCACCAAUAGUUAGUCCAAUUGAUUAUGUCAUCGAUAAAUGUAUCAUGUUAAAUCUACGCUUUAGAGUUUCAUUAACGACUGGUUAAACAACGGAAUGUUACUAAAACAAUUCUGUAGACCAUAUGGUUGUAGUAACACUAAGGGCCUGUUUGCAAGGAACCCCAGGAAAUUGCGGUAACCCGCCUAACUGUGGUUGAAAAAUAGUCCGUGUUUACGCCCAACCCUACAACCUUGGGGUCCUGAGGUGAGUUUGUCGGCCUGCUUGUAAUGGGUGCGCAAUGCUACUACUAUAAACUGGAAUCAUUUACACUCCUUCCACGGUUCAUGAUGAACAAAUCAUUACAGGAUUUAGCCUAUGAAAUUUGGGAUUAAUCGGCUACAAACUGCACUCGUACUACGGACUUUUACCUUUGUUAGCCUUCGAAAGAUUUCCUGGUAUUCCAAUUACGACUUGCGCUCAAAACCAUGUGAGUACUUAUUUUAAUUGAUCACGUGACUAACUUUGGAAGCUGGGUUAUUUUCCCGCCAAAAGCCAAGAUCAUGGCAUGGUUACUAAGCAUGCCACAUUCAACAUGGAAGACAGUAAUCUCAUUUUAAACCGAGUUACUACAUCUGGCCCGGGUUGUUCAAAUCUGGGUUAAGAUAACCCAGGGUUAGCGUGGAAUUUGAUUUCAGGUCUGAAAGCUUUAAAAGAAAAUUCAGUUAAAAUCUUUUUGCUUGCAACUUUGAUCAUUGGAUGUUCUAAAAAAGAAUAGGGAAAAUUUUUCUAAAAGGUUUUGGAAAAAAGAAAUAUAUAAACCUGCGUUAACAUUUAACCCUGGGCUAGCACUAAUCGGCCUUUGAACAACUGGGCCCGGUUGUUCAAAACUGCGAUUAGCGCUAAUCCACGAUUAAAUAGGCUAAUCGCCGAUUAAAUUUAAGUCGCCGAUUAGUUUCUGUUGUUCAAAGCCCGAUUAUUCCUAACCUUCGAUCAAACCAAGGGUUAAAUCUAACCCUGCUCGCUAGGUGGAUUAAAUCCUUAAUCGGCAGAUUAAAAAAUAAAAAUCACAACAUGGCUGACUUGUUGUAUGGUUGUGUUGGUGUUGAUGGGCGAAGAAAACGGAAGCAAAAGAGAGUUUAGGAGCAUCGGUUUCACGAUAGAUGGAUAUACAGACGAAGAAUUAAGAGCAAGGUAUCGCUUUGGAAAGGAGUCUAUAGAGUAUAUUACCGACCUUUUGGCAGAUAAUCUUCGUCGUAAAACCAACCGCAAUCAUCCUCUCUCCGCUCUCCAACAAGUCCUCAUUGCUUUGCGCUUCUACGCAAGUGGCAGCUUCCUUCAAGUGGUGGGAGACACCGUUGGUGUUGACAAGUCGACAGUGUCACGAGUGGUGGCAAAUGUAUCCCUGGCACUUGUUGCUAGACAACAAGAGUAUGUCAAGUGGCCAAGACAACAGCAAGAGCUGGGCAGUUUAAAACUGCCUUUUACCAGCGAGGACGAUUUCCCUGCGUGAUCGGAUGCGUCGAUGGCACGCAUAUCCGAAUCCAAGCGCCCAACAAGAACGAGAACAGCUACGUGAACCGUAAAGGUUUCCACUCUAUCAAUGUCCAAGGCAUAUGUAACCACGAAGGUAAUCGAUGCUUUUAAAAUCAUUUCUUACAUCUUGGUAGACUGUUGCAUUUUCAGAUAACGUCUUAACCGUCAUGUAACACACAGUCAACUAUACCUGUCCCUUCAAGUAAGAUUACUCAAUAGCAGCAGGGGAUAGACACAAUUAAGUGAUCUACACUGAGUAGACUUGAAAAUUUUGUCACAUUCACACUGAUUGGCUGCAGUGAACGUUUCACCAUUGAAGUAAAAUCCCUUUGCAGAUUACCUUACAUGAUAUCAUUGUUUGCCUUUAUUUCAGGUUUGUUUACUAACAUUGUAGCUCGAUGGCCAGGAAGUACACAUGACAGCUUCAUGUUCAGGUCCUCAAAUCUAUGUAGCUACAUAGAGGAAAAUCAUCACUCACUGGAUGAUGGAAUUCUCCUCGGGGACAGUGGGUAUGCAUUGCGCCCAUUUAUGAUGACCCCGUAUAUCAACCCAAGCACCCCAGCUCAAGUUGCUUACAAUGAUGCUCAUUGUAAAACAAGGGUAAUCAUUGAACAAACUUUUGGCCGCUGGAAACGUCGCUUUCAUGUUCUCCAUUCUGAAAUUCGUAUGGCUCCAGAAAAAGUGUGCAUCAUCAUUGGUGCAUGUGCUGUUUUGCACAAUAUCGCAAUUUUCCUCAGUGAGCCAAUGGAGGAUGGAGAUGUUGGUGGGGAAGCAAAUGAGGAUUAUGUGUACUGUGGUCCUAAUCAAGGACAAGCUGUCAGAAAUCACAUUACUCAAACCUAUUUCAGCUAGAUGCCAUCCUUUUGACCAAAUGUAUCAUAAGUAAUGUACCAAAGAAAAAUAAUUGGGUGGAGAAUUUUCAGUUUUCCUUGCUCAUUCAAGUUUUUUAUUUUUGGGAUGUGAAAUUGUUUUUGACAGUUCCAGUCUGCAUAUUUUUUUCCUUCUUAAAAUAGGCUUAGCUUGCAAUGGUUCUUCUCCCUUAAAUCAGUUUCACUUCAAUGUAUUACCCAUCAUCUUUUCCCACAUCAAAAUUACCUAAAAAUAUAAUUUGCAAUAUCUCAUAUCCAAACUGGGGAUUUUGUCUGCAAUUUGCAACAAUAUUAUUUAUGGUGAAGAUACCUGAAAAAUAAACUCGCCGCCAUACUAAGAAUUACUAAGUUGGCAUUUUGAGCAUCAAGACUCAACUUUUUCAAUGAAGUUUUCAAGGUCAUGCCCAAUUGUUGUUGUAAUCUACAUGGUUUACAAAAAAAGAAUAAAAUUACAUUUAUGUUUUGUGUUCAACACAACCAAGGGACAGGGGGUUAUUCCAGCUUCAAAGUGACAGCAGAGUACAACAUUUCCAACAUUCUUCACAAUGAAAUCAAUACAAGUGGUACGACUUAGGUGCAUAAAUCAUUCUUGUUUACUAUAUAAUCAAAGCAAGAGUUAUUAUUAUACAAAAAUAAAAUACUUCUUUUGCUGCUUGUAAAAGGUUGACAUUUUAUUAUUGUAUAUAUAAAGAUAUAUAUAAUAUUAACAAAUAACUUAACCACUCUUUCUUGUUUUAUUUAUAUAAUAAUUCACUGACUGUUAAGAGCAUCUUAAGUAUGUUAUUUUAAUACACUGUCUCUAGAUCCAGGGGUACUCUAGAACAAUUGGGUGGGGGUGUGCAGACCACUCUGCAAAACCCUUACCCUAUUUAUGACCAAAAUCUGUGAUUUUCAAUACCCUAUUUAUGACCUGACCCUAAAUCAAUACUUUGUUUCAAACUUGCCUUAUACUUAGUUCCUUGUUCAGUUCAAUGUUAAAGGUAUCAUGAAGGGCUUUCAUUGAUCAGUCUUAUCAAUAAUGAUAAACAAGUAGCUUCUUCUGAAAAACAUGCCAAAUUCAGGACUAGAGAGCAAAAAAACAGACCCUAUAAUGAUCAAAAAAUGGCUUAAAUCGAUACCCUAUUUAUGGCUAAAGAGGCUGAAAAGUCAUACGCCUUAGGCGCACAUACAUACCUUAAUAGACCCUAUCGGAGAGUAACCUGCACCUCCCCACCCACUGGGUCUUGAUACCUGACUACCAGGAAGUGAUUUCAAAAAACUAGAUACCUGGCAGUCUGAAAUUAUUAUAGAUCUGAAUUUCUAUGGAACAGCUCAUUCAAUAAUAUUCUUCUUCUAAUUGACAAUGGUAGAUCUUUGUUUACAAAUUUCAAGCGACUUCAAGUAUUAUUUUGUAGUUGAGGAAAUUUUUGAGCUUAGGCUUACUACAAAACUUGAUGUCUCAACACUUAGAAAAUAUUCAUGCUCUGACUCUGGAGUGAACUCUCAAAAAUUCAGUCAAGUGUAAACCCUCUAAGAGCACUUGAUAUUUGUUUGGAAAUGCCACACCAAUAGUGCUUUAAUUUGUAGUGGACCAAUUCAACUUUAGCAUACUAUAACAGCUCACAGGCACUGAGUUUUUUUAGAAAAACAAUGUAUACUCAGCAGUCAAAAACUUUCUCUAUUUUGCAACUUAAAUUUCUUUUCGCACUUGCUAAGAAUGCUUGAUCUCUAUAUAGUAAUACCAAGGGAUUUCCAAACUAAUAACGCCCCUCCAUUGAAUUGUUCACAUUCCUUUGCCAUGGAAGUACAUAGCAUGAUGAAUGUCCACCACAGGUUGCAUGACAUUGUCGAUAUGUUUGCAGUUCUUCACUUCUUGGAACUGUUUACUUGAUUAAAAGUUAUAAAAGCAGCUCAUUCCAUAUGUUUGAUGGCCAGUGAAAUCAAAGUGGCUAUGACCUACUGAACUUGGAAAAUAAACUAUGAAAGGAUUUCUUCCUGGUUGUGGGGCACUUAAGCCUGCUGUACUUAGGUAUAUGAUUAAUACUUUCACCCUUCAGUAACUUAUAUACUUGUAAGUAACACAGUGUGAUAAACACUGGCUCGCCAUGUGAGACAUUAGGAGUUUGGAUCCCCAUGGUGACCUCUGCCUAUUUAUUUAUUUUUCAUUGUUUUUUCUUUUUCUGUCAAGAAACCAUUUACCGAAAAGGAAGUGUUGGUCAGCAUUUAUAACAGCCAAGUACUUAAUGGUUUAAAAUUUUUGCAGCCAGCUUGACAAAUAUGUAAAUUUACGGGAGGAAAGAUCGACCAGCCACUAUAGGGCUUAAAUUGAUUGUGGUCAUCAAAUUACCACAGGUCUCCGUUUCCUUAAUAUUUGCACAUUUUUGCUCCAACAGAGCAAUCUCCAAUUCAAGUUUCUUCUUAUAAAGCUUCAAAUUACUCUGCUUUAAUAGUAAAGCCUUGUACUGCUCUUCCAGCACCAUGUCGUGGGUUAUUUUCCUCUUUGGGGGCUUUUCGCUUACCUCCUUGAUAGUUUUUUUUACAGGAAGCGGUGUCUUCGACAACUUUGGUCACGGCUUCGUGUUUGCUUAUUAACUCGUCGGGCUUCUCAGCAACAGAAUUAGGGGUCUCAUCGGCAGAGGUCUCGCUCGACACCACCUCGAGGACAAGAGUUUCUGGACCUACGGACCAGCCAGUCUUAUUAGAUAACGAAGCACCACAAUCUGUUGAAAUGCAGUGUUUUGAACUGCACUUGACUGCCUUUCUAAAAGGCAGCCAUAUUUAAUUGAUUAGAGUUGGCCGCUGGCCGAAGAUUGUAUUUGAAGCCGAGAAGAGAAGAGUGUGCCGAGGCAGACUUUUCGGCGCCAUUUGUUUUUUUGUUUACAUGGGAGUACAUGUAAAAGAAAAUAAGAAAGAAACAAAAGUCUAAAGUCCGUUAAUUUUCACUUUGCUUUGUGUUUGUUAGCGAAGUAUACAUUUUAUGCAAGGUAUGGACAUUGAGAGGUAUUACAAUAAUGUUUCCAUUUAUAAACUUACCUGUUUCAAACCCCUGUAACCCAGUAAAUGACGGUGUGUCACUGAACAUGUUUAUUAUUUUUAAACUGGCUUCUGAUGGGUUCGGGGGAGCAUGGCCACCACCUGUCUUCUUCUGUUAACUUUAAAGGAACUGAAUUCUCUUUUUGCGUGACUCUGGAGGUUUUUCCACUUGUCUCGUACUUCCUGCGUUGAUCUUGCUGUCACACCGACGGCGUUUACCGCCUCCGAGAUUUCUUCCCAAAUCUGGUUUUUUUUUGCAUUUGUUAUACUGUUGGUAAAUUUACUUUGAAGAAUGUCCAUAUUUUCUUCAAAUUUUUCCGUUAAAACGGAAAUUUCAGCGGGUGAAAAGUUUGCUUUCCGCACUUUCUUCGCUGGAGAAGCCAUAUUGACAAAAAUAAAUUUCCGGCAAUUUUAUGACGUAAACUGGCACAAAAUAAAUUAUAAUUAAUUAAUAUAAUUCAUUUUAUGCUUAAUCGCGGAUUAGUAAAUCGACCGAGUAAUCUCCCUUUGAACAACCGUUUUUUAACCAACGAUUAACUAACCCACGAUUAAGAAAUUUAAUCGCCGAUUAGGCCUAAUCGGUGAUUAGUUUAAUCGCGGUUUUGAACAACCGGGCCCUGGGCACUGUUUUGUAAUUUAAACGAUCAUAAAACGCGUAGGUAUCCAGGUAAAUAACAAAUUUUCGGGCUGAACACAUACUGAAGAAAUGGUAUCGAUAGUAGAAAUGUGGUGCUAGAUAGUUGUUAUUUUUGUAAAGUGAAUGACCUCAAUUUCUAAGGAUAUCUAGAUUUUCAUGUCUGUACAAACCACAAAUUAGAAGAGUUAGAACCUUGUGGGAAAUACGCAUCUCGGCAGGAACAAUGAAGCAAAUAAAUUUCUUGCAAUUAAAAACUCAAAACGAAAUCUACCCACGACUAUUCAUUUAGCUUGACUUAAUUUGGUUUAAUGGUUAAUUUUAUCAUUUUCUGUUUUAUCUUUACCUUUUUUAUAGGGGCAUGUAUCGAUGUGGAUCUUGGUUUGGAAAAUGAGAGAAUUUCAGAUGGUAACAUAACCGCUUCUUCAGUACAAAAUGCUAGCACACCAGCCACGAAUGGUAGACUGAACUACACAUCGGGAUCAUCAUGGUGUGCAGGAACAAGUGACACUAACCCAUAUCUACAGAUUGAUCUACAGGCACUUCAUAUCAUCUGUGCUGUGUCUACCCAAGGGAAUUCUCAAGCAGAUCAGUGGGUGAAGAACUACAAACUACAAUUUUCCAUAAAUGGGACAACUUGGACAGACUACAAGGAAGCUGGACAAGUUAAGGUACAAAUAUACAUCUUGUUUUACAUGUAUUUCAUGUAGUGAAAAAUACAUGAACAUUGUCCUCACAAAUCAGAUUUUUUUGUACUAACAUAGGCUGCCUUUUGUAACAAUCUCAUUUUUUCUUCACCUAGUCACCAAUUUACUUGAAGCCUACAGUGAUUUUCAUUAUGUAUCUAGGUCCUCGUAGGGAAUGACGACAGAAACUCAGUGGUAAAGCAUGUUGUUUAUGGACUACUGACAAGGUAUCUGCGUUUCUUGCCACAAACUCACCAGGGUCUGGUGUGUAUGAGAACAGAGGUGUUUGGAGUGAAACAAAAGCCAGGUAUAUGUGCAGGCAUGAUAAUAUUACAUAAUCAAAGGAAAGUCAAUAUAUACAUUUGUCAUAUUGCUGGCAGUGCCUGUGAGCAAUAUAAAACAAAUCCUGUGUUCUGAUUGGCUACCUGAGCUGAUCUGGUCUGCUCUUUGAUCCUGUGUAAGAAAAAGUGGACUUAAAAAGUUAGUAACCUUUGCAUAAUGGCAGUGAUAAAGUUGCAAAAAGUAGCAGAAGAUAGUCAAAACAAAAAAAAAAUGUAAGCAACCUUUUUGGGUUUAUUAUGCUAAAACACAGUUAGCUUUCUUUCCUGGCUCAUGAAAUAAACAAGACAUUCUUGAUUCUUAGUAAAGCAAAAUUUUAGCUGUAUAAUAAAUUCUUUAUUGACCAAGCUUGUUCAGUUAAGAUGGCUGGAUAUUAGCUUGGUUAUUUUUUCCAUUUUUGUGGACCUUGACUUUGUCUCAGUCAAUAAAAUUAUGAAGAAAGGAACUUGGCUGGUAUACAGCCAUCUUGACCUCACACUUGGUCAAUAACCCAUUUAUAUAUGCAGAUUUUAUAUUCUGGUAUUCUUUGAUACUUUUUUAAAGGGUUUGCUUGCUUAGCAAGUUUAUUGUUCAAAAUGAAGUUUCUUUGAAAUUAUCUUUGCGGGAGGUUUUGUCAAUGUUAAGUGAAAUAUAGACAAACAAAGGCUUGACAAAUUGUAGUAUGUUGCAAUUGUUAAAUAAACUGAAUAACUAGGCAAAAGGUAGCCAUUUUAUAACAGAACUGAGGAAAUGAUAGAGAUAGCUUUCAUCUAAAAUGGGUAAAUCAUAAGCUAUUGUAGGAUUGAACUAUAACAUGAAACUAAUUGGCACAAAUAUCUCCUACAUGACACUAUUUGGUUCAGAGAAGUGUAGGUACAGUACAACUACAGAUAACAAAAAAGGUGUGGAAGGAAAGCCAAGAAUUUUGGAAAAUAACUACACAACUAUUUUUCUUUUGUUAUACAAUCUCUUGAGUGGAACCACUCUGUUACAAUCAUGGUAAGUUUUUCCUGGCCCAUGUGGUAACAUUUUCUUCAAUAUUUGUUCACAGAGAACCUUGCCCUGAGGAAGGCUACAGCUCAGUCUUCAACAUUCAACAAUAUUGCUGACAAUGUUUAUGGUGUGUCUGGAAACGCAGUGGAUGGAAAUCCUGACACUAACUUUUUAAAAGGGAGCUGUUCACAUACAUCAAAAGAAAACCCCAGUUGGUGGAGAGUGGACCUGGGUUCAGACCAUGUUGGUGUCUCUGAAAUUCAUAUAGUCAACAGGUUCUCACAGCACGUGGUAACUGAAGACUACAAAAUAACAUUUGGUGAGUUUUAUUACCCUUUAAUUGAAUGUAAGGUCAACCAUGCAUACAUCACCUUAUAAUCAGCUGCUAAACAACAGGCCAGUUUGGAUGUUACAGGAAUUUUUGAAACCUCGGCUAAGCUGUAUUGACCUUGUUAUUAAUCAGCCCAGAUGUUUUUUACUUGUCAUUGCUCAGUCAAUACAAGGCCUCAGUUUAAGAUUUUCUCUCAAGGUCUAUUCUUGUACAUGUACAUGUAAAUGGGACUGGAGUACUGGAACCAGGGUACUCAAGUGUCAUCAUUUGUCUACACUGUACCUUCACAUGGGACACUCAGAAGUUGACCUCCAGUAAUAAUUUUUUUACCUGGCCACUCUGUUAAGGCUAUUAUGACACUUAGAAAAUUAAUGCAAUUAAAUCCUUGUUUUGGCAGUUUUAAUAUCUUUUUUAUAUGCCAAAUAACAUUUCCAGGAUGUUUACUUUGUUAAAGAAUCUAUUACAAAUUGAUCAUGUUUGCCACAUGGAACCAAACUCUACUAGUAAUUCUGACUUUCAGUGCCUCAUAAUCUGCAGGUGGCUCUGAUGAUGUGUCACUUAACCCCCCCUGUGGAGGACUCUAUGAUUUUCAUAACUUCACUGCAUCAGCUGUUUGUUUUACCAAUCCACUGAAAACUGGUAGAUAUGUAGGGAUUUCAACCACAAAGGAACAAAGUCUUCAGCUUUGUGAGGUAGAAGUCUAUUCACGAGGUAACUUUUCACUUAUUCUUUCUACUAAACUUAAUGUAGUGGUGAAGUCACUUUUCCUCUUUUAAAAAUUGACUCAUCCAAGACUUUUUUAUAUAUCUCAAAACAUAUACGUACUGAUGUAGUUUGAACAUACUUAUGUUUGCAUGUUUAAUGUGCAAACUGUAUUUACCAUAAUUACUACAGCCAAAAGUCACACUGAAUUUUAAGUUGCACAAAAGCCUUGAAAAGGACACCUGAUUUUAUAAUUAUAUUGAUAAACAAUGGAAUGUAAUCAAAAGUAGUUAAAUCAACAAGUGCCCUUGGAAUAUGUUCUUGAAGAGUGGAUAAAUUGAGACUCUUGUUUAAUCUCACAGAAACCCUUUAACCAUAAAGAUCUUAGAAAAGUUUUGUUGGGAAUUAUUUUAUAGUCAUGCUUGUGAGAAAUGUCUUUUGAUAAGUAAUUUAAAUAUAGGUUUAUUUGCUAUUUGAAUAUAUGUAUAUAAGCACACUUUUCCUUUCUUGAUAUUUGGGUCUUAAAACUUACCUUUGGUCUGUUGCCUUAAUAUUAAGUGUCUAAGAAUGGUACAAUUUAUCUUUGAGUAUGUCAGCAAUUUUAAAUCUUCAAUUGUACAAUCAAUCAAGCAAUAUAAGUAUGUCUCUCUAUUAAUUUACCUGUUAAAGAUGACCAGUAGAAUUUAUAUAGUAGUACAUUGUAGCUUAAGAAUUGAGUAAAAUGCCAUAAUUACAAUGGAGGUAUAUUUUUUAUUUCAAAAUUUACACAUACACCUGUGCAUGAUUUUUUUCUUAUAUCAAAGUUAUUACAGUUUGGUGUCCUUUGCUUUCCAGCUUUUUGGCAAAGGCUGGUACAUCUGUAGGCUGCCCAAAAUGUAAUAUCUACCAUCAACCAGUUUUUUAAAAAUACCCUUUGUUUUAAUUUUUCUAUGUAAUGUACAGUGUAACAAACAUAUUCAAUACAACUCCAUGCAACUGUCAUUCUAUGAUCAGUAUGCAGACAGCGAUCAUCUUUGUCUAAGGAAACUUUUCUUUUUUGUGUGUGUGUACAUUUUCUCCUAGAAAAUCUGGCAUUUCGAAAACCAACAUAUCAGCAGACAAAGACAUUAGAAAAUGGCACAAGUGAUAGAGCGGUUGAUGGAAAUAGCAAUAUGGACUUUUGGGGUGGAUCAUGUUCAUUUGUGCAAAAGAAUCCAUUUCCAUGGUGGAGAGUGGAUCUAGGACAAGAUGAGAUUGUGACUGAAGUGUAUGUGGUCGGUUUACUUGAUGUAGAUCGUCUGAGACAAUUUGAGAUCAGAGUUGGUAGGUUAAUACUCUUACAGUAAUGGUUAUUUUUGAAGUGGUCAAUGCACUCUUAGCUUAAUGUCCUCAAGAAAAGAGGGGAAAAUGGUGUGCUGUGGUUUCUGGCUUUGACAAAAGCUGGAUUGGACUAGGUUGGAUCAUGGUCAGGAUCAGGGAUCAGAUCAUUGGUUGCAUCACAGACCAAAAAAAAAAGGUUUAAAAAAUUAACCCAAAAAAAAAAAAAUAUAUAUAUAUAUAGAGUCUAUCUUAGCAUAAAGUGCUCAAUGCUGUGGUAGCAGAGCUAAGUAUACAUAAGUUAAAGAAUUAAAGAGAACGCGUCAAUUCUCUGUCUGAAUCAAUGCGUCCUCUUUAAUUCUUUAACUUGUGUAUAUAUAUGUAUACACAUUAUAUUAUAUAUAUAUAUAUAUAUAUAUAUAUAUAUAUAACUGUUUUUAAAAUAAUAAUAAAUAAAAAUAAGAUUGAAAAACUAAAACAUGUUAAUUUAUAUUAGAAAUGUUGCAUGACAAGCCAAAAUGAAAUCUGUGUGACGUAAAAAAUUGCUUUACAUAAAUUGCACACAAAAGUUAUGUAUUUCAGCUGUCAUAUUUAAACCAUUCUUACUCCUCACCAAGCCUCUUCUUUUGCAUGUGGUUAGUAAUAUUGAAUGUGAGGUGAUAUGAAAAAAAGUUAGUUAAAUGCAAGAAGAUUUCAUUUUCAAUGUGAUUUACAAAAUAUGGUAAAAUACUUCUCCAGGAAACCAAAGUGCUCGUUUAUGCUUUGGUCAUGGUGAUAUAAACAAGUGCUAAUAAACUUCGCAGCAUAUGAUUUCAUUUUGCUCUGCAGUUUUUUUAAUUCCCCGUGUUUUCAAUACAUUCUCAGAAAUAAUAGAUUGAGAAAUUUCUAUCUGUUUGAAUGUUACUUCUUUGAGUAGAAAUGAUGAAAAAUCUGAUUUUUGCCCGUGCAAAUGGAGAGUAGACUCAUACACAUAUAAAUACGGUAAUAACUGACUGAUGAAGUGAUUCGUACCUCUUGCUAGCCUUUGUCCAUGGUGGCACUACACAAAACUCCUGGACUUUUACUUUGAGGUAAUUUGGUAUUAUUAAUGAGUUGAUAAUGUAAAUUGGCCUCUGUUAACAUUUCAGAAGCUGAUGUUUCAAGUGUUAGCCCUUUGUCAGAGGGAAACAUUCCUUUGUCAUUCACUCUGACAAAGGGCUAACACUCAAAAUCUCAUCUUUUAAAAUCUGAACAGGGGCCAAUUUAUUUGUAUUAUCAACUCAGUUGAUAAUACCAAUUUACCUAGUCAUAUUCUCCCACCGACACAGCACCACGGUUUCUUCAGAGACUUAGCCCCUUAUUCAUUUAAUCUUAUAUUUUGUUUAUUAUUAAUUUUUCAAACCUUUUUUUUCUGAUCCAUAAUCCAAUCUGAUCUGGUCCUGGUUUUUGUCAAUGCUGCUGUGGUUUCCACAUUCUUGUCAACCCUCAGCCACAGCUAUUUCUGUUUGAACAUGCAUCAUAUAAUUGCUGUUAGGUUUAGAUGUUGGUGUUUUGAUUUGACAGUUGUACACAUAGAUACCCUUACAUGGUUGUGCUCUGCUGGUUCCUCUUUACCAAAAGGAACUGAGUUUUAGCUUCAGGCAACUGGAAAACAUUGCCAUUUUACUGAGCGGGUUGGCUGGCUGUGCUCUUUUUACUCUCUUUUCAAGUUGGAUGCAUGAUUAUGUUCAUUGGCUAAAAUCAUUAGUUUUUUUAUUGUUCCACAUGAUUUAACAAUAAAUGUGUAACAUGAGUCUGAGAAAUGGCACAGAUGUAAACAUGUCCUAUUUUUUAAUUUAAUGUUAUACUUUAUAGUCCAUUUUUAUCCUUUUGAUUAAAAUCACUUAUACAUUUACCAGUGUUUGAAUGAAGUAUAGCAUAUGAAAGUUUUUCUCCAUGCAAAUUAGUCAUGUUUUCCCAUCACUUGAUAUAUUUUCUUCACUGAGUUUUGUGGCCUGUAGACAGUUUCCCUAAUUAAACUCAGUGACAUUGAAAUGGCUGCUGCCAAAUGACAAAAGGGAAGAAUCUUCAUAAUUUGAAGGAACAGGAGCAGUUUUGAUAGUUAAGGGGCUACAUUGAAAUUUUAUUGGGAGCUCCGUCUUGAUGAUGUGUAAAAUAACUGCCAGACAACCACAAGUAUUGGCAGGGACUAGCUUAUUACAAAUAAUAAUACUAAUAGCAGUAUCUAUUUCUGGUAAUAGGCCAUUUUACAGUUGUGUACUUAGUUGCCAAGCCUUUGAUUUGGAGUGAGGCUGAAGGUGACCUUGUUGUGUUAGAGACCAGAAUCUAGUUAGCAUGAGAAAAAAUUAAUUUGCAUUUCAAAAGCAGCAAGGUUUGUAUCAUAACAAGGUCACCCUUAGCCUCACUCCUGUUCAAAGGCAUGGCAACCAAGCACACAACUGUAAAAUGGACUAUUGGCUUGUAUUACUAAGCAUCAUGCCCUUGCUAUGCAUAACAUUUGAGUCAGUCUAGCCUACGCACUCGAAAAAGGGCAGCUUUUAUUAAGGCAAAGGCUCACUAGGGAGGUAAAUCUUGCUUGUUUUGAAAGUGGAUAUCUCUAUUUGAUCGGUAUAUGUCUUAUUUUACAGUCAUCUCUUUGAAGUUGUUUGCACUUUUUAACAGUGAUUUAUUAUUACGAUAUUCUUUCAGGCACAGUAUCAAGUAUUACUGAUACUAGUAUGACUAGUCCCAAAUGUGGUAGGGCAGCUACUCAUAACCUUCCUAAAGGAGUAGGUUUGUCAUUCUUCUGCCAUCCUAGUUUGAAAGGAAGAUAUGUCACCAUCAGGGAUGUUAGGGGAGGUAGAUCGGGAUUCAAUCUUUGUGAAGUUGAAGUGUAUUCAGAACAAAGAGGUAUGGCAUAUCUGGAUAUUUUGAAGAACUACUAUUAACUGCUACCUUACUGAGUUGGGGUUCCAAUCUACAUUCUCAGGAAAAUUUGCUAUUUAAUUUCUGUAUGUAGACAUGUAGGUACUUCAACAUUGUUAAAUAAAUGUAAACUGGUUGUGUGUAGCAGAUAAGUAUGAUAGUUUGGUUUAAAAGUUGAUAUAUUAUAUACAUGUACAUGUAUAAAUGUAUGUUGUGACCUAUUUAAACAUAAAUGCUACAAAUGAAAAAUGUGGCCCUUUGUGAAACUUUUAUUAUUAACCUGUAAAUCAGUAGUAAAGAAUAAUGGAGUGGUUGUGUAGUUAGCUGAUGGUGUAAGAAGACCACAUUCAGCACAUGCAGCACACUUGUGAUUGUUACUGUACAUGCAUGAUAAACUGAUUUGCUGGGUUGAAACCACAGUUUAUGGUAAUUAUGAUUGUCUAUUAACAGCAUGUCACAGUCAGGCCAUUGGUGUGACCAGCAGUGAUGCAAUUCCAGAUGGCAGCUUCUCAGCCUCAUCAUCUUAUAAUAACAACCGCAGACCUUCGGUUGGUCGUCUGAAUCAAAAUAGCUGGGGUUGGUUACCAAAGACUAACACCAAUCAUUCUGACUACCUACAAAUUGACCUGCUGUAUGAUUAUGUUAUCUGUGCUGUAGCUACCCAAGGAGCUAAUGGUGGUGAUCAGUGGAUAACAAAGUACAAGAUUCAGUUAUCAUUGAAUAGUACCACCUUUAACAUUUAUAGAGAAAACAACACUGAGAAGGUCAGUUUGAUCUAAUUGAAAUAUCGUGCUUAACUUGGUUGCAUUUUUUUUCAUAUAUUUUGUUCAUGUAGUUACAUAGAAAUACACUUAGUCAAGCCUAAUUUUAUGUAAAACAGAAGAGUAAUGAACAAUUAUUAUGUGAGAGGAUUUUAGCAUUUUAUGAUGUGUAAAUUUGAACCAGUUUUAUUACCAGGUCAAGUAUUGGUGGAAAUGAGUGAAAAAACUGAAAUGAACUGCAUAGGUCAGGCCUUUCAGGCUUUGAAAUGCUUAUUUUUUUUAAGGUGUAAUGUAGACCAGUGUUUGAUAACCUCUGAAUUGACUCAUUUUGUGAUUAAAACUAUUUUUGUUAGAGUUACAGCUGUAGAUUAUCCUCUUUCAGCACUGUUUCUGUGAUGGUGUUGCUUAAUUUUUAUUGGUUGGAUAUAGGCUUGCUGAUAUUCAAGCCAAGGAAAAGUCUGCAGUUACUUGUGCAUGGAAAGUUCAAAUUUUUUCGUACUUACAGUACAGCUCAUUCUGUAUGCAAAAAGCAGGUUAAAAAAAUAGUGUGCACAGGUACAGGUAGUAGUGUAGUGUUGCAGAAGUGAAUAAACAUGUCCAUGUAUAUCACUGUUCAAUUUUAUUUACUUUGACACAUAUGACUUGCUUUUGCAGAAAGCAUAACUUAUUGCUUUUUGCAACCUUUAAUAUUUUAGGUCUUUAAUGGAAACUCUGGGAGAAAUGACAUAGUAAAACAUGGUCUGAGGGAGUAUGCUUUGGCAAAGUUCAUCCGUUUUGUGCCAACAGAGUACUAUGGUUUUAAGGCAUUGAGAGUGGAAGUUUAUGGAGUUCUCCUAUCUACAGGUACUAAUUCUAUUUUCUCUGUAUCUUAUCAUUGAAAUCCUACAAGUGUUGUUAAAAAGUGGAAGGGAAUAUUAUGACUUACCUUACUUAAAAUUUUAUAUAAAAUCUGAUAUCAUAUGCUGAUACCAUGCUGUAGAAAAUAUAGCCAAUCAGAAUUCAGGAAUUCAAUGUAUAUUUGAUGGUUAAUUGGGCCCAUUCCUCUCUUUGUGUGCUGUGAUCUUAUUGCUGCCAAAAUCAAGCACACAAUACCAUUUCUAGUGUAUUUCAAGUGCUGUUUGAAUCAUGUCAGAGCCAAAUUCUUCCCUCAACAUUAAUGUUCAGGUAAUGACAGAAUACAAGUGACAUGUGGGAUAUUCCAUUGUAUACCACUCAGCAUUGCAUAACUGGUAGAUAUUUGAGUGAUAUAUGUAUAUGUUCUGUGUAUGUAAUCUUAUUUGUAAGUUAUCCCUGAAUUUAAGGAAAUCAGAUUACCACUUACUCACUUACUAAAUGGCACUUAUUUAAUCCAUUGGGAAUGAAUGAAGUCACUGAAGCCUGAAAGAACUUGAAAUUCUGAGUUGCAAAGUUUUAGGGAGGACACAACCACUGUGAUGGUACUGAAAUAACACUUCGUCAUUAUUUUAAAACAACUUUCAUCUUGUUGACUAAUUCAGUUCCUUUAUAGGCACAUGACCAUUGUGAAACUGUAGAAUUAAAAUAUCUUAUAAUCAUUUUUACUCAACAAUCCAGUUCCAUCAGAAGCUCCAGGUAACUUCACUGUGACUGCAACCUCAUCUACUAGUAUAAGAGCAUCCUGGACAUCACUGCCAGAAUAUGCCAGACAUGGAACAAUAACAGGAUAUAAGUUGUUUUACAGACAGAAGGGCUCAGUGGACAAUUCAGUCAUGGAGUCUGUUAGUGGAGCUGCAACAUUAACUAAAGAUUUUGCUAAUCUUAACAAGUAUACCAAAUAUGAAUUUCAAGUGUUGGCCACUGGAUCUCGUGGUGAGGGACCAAAAAGUUCUGUAGUGGUUGGGCAGACAUUGGAAGAUGGUAAGAGGCUAAAACUGAACAAUGUCGGUUGUAAGAAACAUUUUUUCCGAAAAAACACAUAGCUUUUUUUAAUGAGACUGGAAUAUACUUCACAUGUACAUCUUGCCAGGUUUAUUGUAAUGAUAUCAUGUAUGAUAUUGUCAGAGUUAAGCUAUUAUAAUUAUUAGUAUAAUGAAUUAACUGCUCUCUACAGUUUAAGUGAACAGGUAAAAAUGCAUCAUCUAAUUUGUAAAUUUUUUCUGCCAAAGGUCAAGUUUAUUUCAUUGUAGUUUAAAUAAUAACCUUCACCUUCCAUUUCUUUACUACUUUAGCACCAAGUAUUCCCUCAAACCUUUCGCAUUCUGAGAUAAAACCAGAUAAACAAGUUGGUCCAAAGAUAAAGCUCACCUGGGAUAAGCCAGCAAAAGAAAAUGGAAUUAUCAGGCAUUACACUGUGUUUUAUAGUCACAAUGAAGAUCCUCAUAAUAUUCAUACUGAAACCUUAGGAGGAAACAUGUUAAGUUAUACAGUGGAUGUGUUAGGUGGGGCCACCUAUCAGUUCCACGUCAGAGCUACAACAAUCAAACCUGGACCAAAUGCAACCUUGUCUGUUGCUGUUAAUGAUUAUGGUAGGUGUACAUUAGAAAAGAUUAUAAUCAAUAGGCCAUUUUUUAUAUAUUAAAAUUCUAACAUAGCUCUAAGGCUAGGGGGUAUAAAGCAAAAGGAACUAAUCAUUCAUCCCUCAAACUCAAUGUGAUUUCCUUUGCUUUAUUCCCCUAACCCUUGCCACCAAGUUCGAAUUUUAAUACAUCAUAAAUGGACUAUUAGAUUCUCUUUCAACUUUAAUGUUAUUUGACAAUAAGUGAUAUCAAGGUACAUGUAGACAAGUUGAGAACAGCUGCAUUAUAGGAGUUGUACAGGAAGGACUCUCCUUAUCCACUUCAAGUGUUUCUCAAUAUACAUGUUAUAGUGAAGGACUGGUGAGCAUGAUUGUAUUGAAUGUGAAUGACUACAUUCCUAAAAAAAAAAAAACAAACAUGUGAUGAAGGAUAAAGGAGGGAAGAAUUACUGAAACACAAUUCAGGUAAACUUUGGGAAUAAGGUUUUGAUCAAAUAUUAUUCUAGAAAUAGUCAUUAAAUUUUUUGUUCAAUGGCUGACAGCUGAUCACUUAUCUGAAUUGGUAUGUUUUUGUUUCCUUUUUUCAGAACCCAGUGUAGCACCAAAUGAUGUGUCUUUCAGUUCACUGAACCAAACAACCUUCAAUAUUUCAUGGUCACCUCCACCUAGGAAAGAGAGUUACGGCAAAGUUAUCUCAUAUGAGGUCAAGGCAUCAUUGGUGUCUUCAGGAAGUAGACAAAAGAGAUCUCCAGCCAACAGCAAAACUGUUAACACAACGAGAGCAUUUUUUGUCCUGUAUGAUAUUCAGCUUUGUUACAAUGUGUCUGUUCAAGGAUACAGUGUGUCUGUCCGAGCAUACACCAAAGCUGGCCCUGGACCAUAUAGUCAACCCUUACCUCUGAAAAUACGUGAGUAUCAUUUUUUUUCAACAGAUUAGAGCAUGCAAAUUUUUUCUUUGAAUUCAUUAAUUUAGACUGCAUAGAAGCUUAAUGUUUAAACUGAUUCAAAAUCAUAGUAAGAGUAAGAAAAUGGAGGUAUUUUGGUUUUCUUUGGUUGUAGCUUCAUUUGGCUAAUAACUGGGAAAUUGAUAUAUUGAAUAGGGAGAGAUAUUCAAAAUGCACCUAGUGUUUCUUAUAACUUAUCACUGCAAUUGACUGUACAUUUUUUUCCACAUUCACUUUUAUUAUUAUCAUUUAUUAUCAUACAAAGAAAAAAAGUACAGAAAAAAUAGGAAAUUAAAAAGAGUGCAUAUACUGAAUACACAAAAGAAGAAACUUACUCUGGAAUCUUAAAAGGCUAUGAUACUUACAUUGCUUUACUUCCUAAUAUGACAAAGUACCAAAGGCACCCAACAACCUGAGGGCAACAGACUCUCAGUCCACAGAGAUGACACUGGAAUGGGUGAGACCCCAACCUGCUAUGGAAGAAAAGUGGAAGGUGAAGUGCUUGCUUUCUUUUUUUCAGUGUACUUUGCUGUAACAACUUGGGUUUUGACACAAUUGUACACAACUCUUUGAAUCUGAGAAUCCUAAACUACUAUUUUUGUGAUUUUUGUAAUUCAUAACCCAAAGAGUGUUUUUUAACCCUUUAACUCCCAAAAUCUCAUUAGUAAUUCUCCUUACUGUCUGCCAUACAAUUAUUAUGAUGUCAAUUUGGAGAAAUUGGUAUUGAAUCAACUAAUAAUCCCAUAAUUGAUAUUUUACUUUAUUCUCAUCACUUGUCUGCUUGAUAUUGUAUCGAUAUUGUAAGGAGAAAUUUUGUCUUGAUCACUAAUGGGAGUUAAAGGGUUCAAGGAGAACAGAUGGAAAUGACUUCUGUCAUAAUGAGUAUGAUGCAUAAGUGUACUAGAGUACUGGUACCAUCAGUAUGACUACCAUGUGGGAGCAGCUACUGUAAUAAGUGAGAGGAGUUAUAUGUACAUGCACAGCUGUAUGUUGUUUUGCAUGUACAUGCCACAACUCCUUUAUAAAAUAAGGUUUUUUUGUUUUGUGCUGUGAUCAUGAAAAUGCACGUCCACGUGGGAGAUUUUAUUUGUAAAUAAAUUAGUGCAGGUGUGGUAUUUACUGUAUCUGCAUUUGACUCAAUUGUUUGAUUGUUAAGGUUGAGUACUCUGGGAAAAAGUCUUACAACAACAGCUUUUCACACGAAGGCAGCAAAGAUGUACAGGGAGCAACAAAAUAUACCCUUGUUAACUUGGUACCGGGUACCAAAUAUGACCUUCGGGUUUAUGGAAUCUCAAAAUGUGGAAACAACGGAUUCUCUUCAUCUUUGGAAGUAAAAACGAAAGUAGGAGGUAAGCAAUAACAUGUAGGUAACCAUUUGACCCCAAGAGUGACUAACAUCUAAUUUCUCCUUACAAUAUCAUCCCUGAAUCACACAAUGUGGUCACAGGAAUAAAGGAAAUGAUCACCUACUAAAGUAGCUUCUGAUUGUUGAACAAAUCCUCCUUAUUAGCACCUUAGGAAAUGUAUGGGAUCAGUAUGGAGAAUAUGCAUCUUGAAAUUGAUGUAAAUAUUUUGCGAAUCAUGUUAUUAUAUUUGUUUUCUUCCCAGAGCCAUUGGCUCCAGUUGUACCAUCACUGACCACCAGGAAGGUCGCUGGGUCGCAGGCUGAAAUUGAACUUUGGCCUGCAGAACAAAGGAAUGGUCCAAUAAGGUGACUGUUAUUUCAAUAAUAAUUGAGAUCUUGUUCAUGUAAACUCUUUGUUCUUAAUAUUUCAGUGAUCUCUGUGACGUUUGAUCCAAAUAAUUUUUGUUAGUAUACACCACUCCGGUGAAUAGUGCCUCUGCCCGUACUGAUCGGCUAGUUGGGAAGUGAAUAGUCAAGAGUUUUAUUUCCGACCUUUUUUCGGUAUCCUAAAAGAAAUAAACUUGUUUUUCGUAUUUGUGUGUUAUAUACUAGCACAAGUAUUCACGUCAGUGUCGGUGAAAGUGGUGGAUACUUGCCUCCACUUUGGCGAAUGAUUGUUAAUAAUUGUUUUUUUUUAAUAUUCCAGUGCUUAUCAAGUCAUUGUUCUGAGAGUUGUUGAUGGUGUUGAGGAGCUUCCCACUGAUUAUAAAUCACAGCUGGAUGGUUCAAACAAAGACGGAUUGACCUUUUAUGUUGCUGCUGAGAUAGAGAACAGUCCAUUAUACGAGAAGCCUUGGAAGUUUACCGUUGGUGAUGAAAAUUCAUACGGACCUUUUGUAAACAAAGAACUUAAGAGAGGAGAUAACUACAUUGUUUAUCAGAGAGCCAUAACAAAUGUCAAUGGUGUAAGUGAAUUUUGGUAAUCAUGAUCUACACUACGUGUAUAUAGGGCAGUAUUCAAUUGUGUCGAAAAACCAAAAGCAAAGUAAUCGCAGCGACCAAUCGUUAAUAAGGUUUACACUAUCAUACACCAAUAAGAACUCAAAGUGAAAACAAGCAAACUGCUUGAAGCGCGGGAAAACGCGAGUGACCAAACCACGAGGGGUUUAAGUUUUGAAUCUGAUUGGUUGAAAAGGUGGCGCGAGUCGACAGUAUUUAAUUUUCUAAAAGACAAAUUUGUUACUUAUGUCGCAAAAGAAAUUUGAUACUAAUUUCCAUGAAUUUCAUGUCCUUUCUAGUACGUUUAUGGAGAGGUCAGCAGAGUCGCUAAGAUUUCUGUUGAAGCAGGUAAACGUUACCUUUCUUAACGUUGUUUACGUUAUGACGUUAUUUCAUAAAAAGGGAAAUACUUUUUAUAGACCUUGUGGCAAACUUCGUAGAGUUCUGAUCUUUGUUUCAAUCGGAACAUGUUCACUUGUCAAUUAAUAGUAAGAAUUGGCUAUCUGUGACAUCGCAUCUUAUUUUUGUUGGUAAUGUUUCUCGCAGUCAGAGUGCGAACCGGUCUGGAGAAUAAACGUGGAAAACGAGAUUAUAUGAAUAAAAGUGCAUAAUAUUUCAAGCAUUUAUAGUUUUUUCCCGUGGUAUUCGAGUCUGAGACGAGGAAAGUCGCGAAAAGUGAUUUACAAAAUUUUUUCUUUUAGGGGCAAGCCGAGAGAAAAAAAACAAUUAUAAUUGAUGUUUUUUAAACAUUAGUUCCCGAUAAAGGGUAGUGAUCCAAAGUCUCGAGAUAUACACUUUAUUUGGAAAAGAAGAAGAAAAAGGAAUUGAAAAUAAUGUUCAUCAUCAAUGUAGUACCAAUUCUCCGUAUAACUUUGAGUUUACUUCAGAGUAGUUCUUUCAAAAGUGAAUGUUUUUAUAUUUUAUUUUAUUUUUCAGUGGUAGGAGAAAAUGACAAAUCCGAGGGUUCUGGUCCAAACGCCGCAGCUGUUGCUGUACCUGUGGUGUUGUUGCUACUCCUUAUUCCAGCAGUUGUUGUUGCGGUGUUCUUUUACCGAAGGUGAGUUAGUACCGCUAGAAAAAGGUAUACAACGUGUAGUUUUUCCGUCAAAAGGGAAAAAGGUAAAAUAGAAAGGUUCAUAUUACGACUAAAAUUCCCUCUAAGAGUAUACUUCUUUACUUCACUCUUCCUCUCGUUACUCACCUUACACUUUCGACAUUGCUGUUCCCAGCAAUAUGCAGGACGCUGAUCACAUAUGAAGCUAAUUGUGACUCACCUUAUGUACCUUUGAGUUCUUUCUAUAGCAGAGGUAGAGCAUCGGAGCGUAAAUAUGGAGUUCACUUCCUAGAGGGGGAUCUGGUUAACAGUUAUAACCUAUGUUGCCGUGUGUCGUUCAGUAAUAAAUCACAGAUGACAUCAAAAUGUGGUAAAAACGAAAAAGUGGCAUUCGAGGCGCAACCAAGCGUGUCACUGAUGUUCUUCCACAUUUUGACGUCAUCUGUGAUCUAUUCCUGAUGAGACUCAUGGCAGCUUGGAAUCUAUUUGUUUCAUAUGAUAACAAAUCAGAAUGUUGUUAAUGUUAACGUCACCUCCUCGUCUGUCCUCCAACAGAUCAUAAGAACCAAUCAAAAGGCGUGCAUGAUUCAGCUUAUAUAAUUUUUACGAUACCUCACGCUCGUGACAAAAACCAACCACACCUUUCGUUACCCUUCUUUUUUUUUUAAAAAAUUAAUAGGAGGAAGCAAUCACAAAAGGAGAGUGAUAAAGAUAAGUUUUCAGUUCCACUAAAUGACAUCCAGAAUAGUCCAGUUCCUGGCUCAACCGGAGCAGUUUAUGAAAACCUGAAUUUUCGCGCUGACAAACAACAACAGCAAGGUAUGAUAAACGUUUAACUCAGUGACGUGCCCCUUGUGUGGUUUAUGUCAUCAGAAACUGAAUCUUAGGAACACCCUUUUGUGAUCAAACCAUCUGCUCAGGUAAGGUGUCUAGUUAUAGACGAAUGCCAAACUUUUAACCGGAUUGGUAUACUUCGACGUCUGUAAAACCCUCCCAUCCCUCUAUUUUGCUUUUUUAUUUCCAGUUAAUCUUCCUUUUAAUCAGUUUGAACAUGAACAUGUACUGUCCUUUUUGUUCGAUGCACUCACACGUCGCCUUCGUUAUUGCCAAUGCUAGUAUUAUGCCAGGACGUUUGUCACACCUGAAUGAACACUAGCUCACCAUAAAGUUCUAUGCUGGUCAGUGGUAGAGCUUUAGGGCGCAGAAUCUGAGCGCCUCAAGUUUGAUUCCUCAUGGGGAUUAGACUCUGUUUCUUUCUUCCGUGACUAGACGAAAAAACAUCUUUCUUUACGAAGUCUCCCUCGUGAUUUCUAAGAUCUGAUCUUUCACGCGAAACUAUUACCAAAUCCAGUGACACUAUUACCCAAGCUCAGUGACUGGUUUAACUCUUUGCUCCCACGAUUGAAUUGGUAAUUCUCCCUACUGACUGCUAUACAUUUCCUUGGAGAUAUAGAGCUGUGAAUUUUGAGGUUUAUCAAGAUGAAACCCUCCAGCUGAUAAACUUGUUUAUCCUUAAAACCUGUCAGCAAGAUAACAUAUUUGAAUCGCUUGGAGAAAUUAUAUGUUCAUCACCUAUGGGAGUUUAAGGUCUCAGUAAUGACCCUAACUUAACAGAAUCAAUUGUAGUUUCUUUGUUAAAAUUAAAAAUGACCCCUUCUCCUCAUGUUGAAGAGUCAGUUGAAAACGUUCACCCUUUCCCGUAAAAUUUUUAAUGUAAAGGUGGAUAAAUCCGCUGUAAGAAGUAUGGUAGACUACUCCAACAACUGGUCACGCGCACUUUCCUGGUUGACAGAUAUGAACAACCUAUGUGCACAUCCCAAUCCAAACCUUCCAAGGGAGUUUUCAACCAAUGAUAUAAGUGUUACUCUAUCUUACGACCUCUGAACUCUUUUUUUUUUUUUGUAGAUGCUGUGGAUGCAUCCCCGCCCGAUGAUGAGGAACUUGUCUACAGUCAGCCUGAGGAUGGUAAACCCAAACCAAUUCCAGUGAAUGAGUUUCCAUCAUACUAUAAGCAAAAAUCAGAAAAUGGAGCGAUUGUGCUGCGAGACGAAUUUAAGGUAAGAUAUGUAAUGCCAUAGUUCUUUCAAAACUCAAGGCAUCAUUAUUUUUCACAGAGAAAUUAUGGGCUCUGCUUAGUAGACAGAGCUAAAUCAAAAGUCAAUUUUCGUUGGACACCGCCAUGUGUUAAACCACAACUCGCGGUUCAAAACGAGACAUCUGUUGCCCUGUUUAUCGAAAGAAAAUCAUUAAUUUACUUCAGAAUAGCUCCAAAUUAUUCAAAGGGGCGAAAAAAAAAAGAUAAUUAAGACGUAGCUGUGGCGUAGGUAAUCGGCCGGAGUGGAAAGCAGGUUUUUUCAAUCGCGUUGUUUCCUAAUGAAACUUUCGGCACAUUUAAAGACCAUUCUGGAGAGGAGAGAUUUCUGUUUGGAAUCUCAACACGCGGGCGGUGUCACAGGUUCAGACAUAGUUUUUAAUGUUGGAUAUAUAAAUAAUAAGAUUUCUGGAGCUUACUUUUCCUCGAACUGUGAGUUGUUUUUACGAGCUAACUUAUAAAGUGAAAAGCAAUGUCUAGUCAAUACAUCGCAAUAAGUUCCAAUGGAAUUUUAUGUUGGUCAUGAACUCUUGAUUAUUAUCCAGCAAUUUCCUGGAGGAAUGCAGGCGUCCUGGAAUGUUGGCAAGAAUAACAGAGCUAAGAACCGUUAUGGAAACAUAACUACUUGUAAGUAAUUCAUUUAAUUGCUAAACAGUGUGCAUUCAUUUUGAUUGAGUUCCGUAAACCAAAACCUAAACGAAUUAAUUACAACAGCCAAUUGGAUCGAGCAAACUACUUUCAGCGGGGGAAAACCAGAAUUGGUUUUUAGUUGAGUGUUUGCAGAUGAUGUUACCACAUUUUGACGUCGUCUGCGAUACAUUACUUGACAGAGGUACUGCAAAAUGUAAUCUGUUUGUCUUAUGUAAUAAAGAAGGCAAAAGUUGUCAAUAGUGAUUCCAUCUACAUUGGUAGGUGCAUCUGUCGUCUUAUAAGUUGUUUCAAAGAACCAAUUUUUUUUUGCAUGUAUAGUUUAGUUAAUCUUAAAAUUUGGGGUUUUAUCAACUGAGUUGAUGAUGUAAAUUGGCCACCUUAAAGAGUUUCAAAGCUGACGUUUCGAGCGAUACCCAUUCGUCAGAGCAUAUGACCAAUUUAUAUUAUCUACUCAGUUGAUAAAACCAAAAUUAUCUUGUUAUACUCUCCACUGACGUAACACCACGGUUUCUAUAGAAACUUACUCACUUUAUAUAUAAACCCCAAUUGACGAUAUCUGCUUCAAAAACGAGUCGCCGACACCGACGCAGCACCAGAGUUUCUUCAGAAACUUACUCACUUUAUAUAUAAAUCUUAAUUGACGAUAUCUGCUUGAAAAACGAGUCGCCGACACCGACGCAACACCACAGUUUCUCUAGAAACUUACUCUCUUCAUACGUAAAUUGUAGUUGACGACAUCUGCUUCAGAAAUGAGUCGCCGACACCGACGCAGCACCAGUUUCUGUAGAAACGUACUCUCUUUAUAUAUAAAUCUUAAUUGACGAUAUCUGCUUCAAAAACGAGUCGCGUAAGUUCCCUCUCUCGCUUAUUUUCCUGUCUUACACUCACAACUAACUUAUGACCGUAUUCUUCAUUGCCAAGGUCAUCUUUAUCUUCGUUUUUUGACUUCAGCUAACUGACAUUCUCGUAAUUAACACAGGCUAACUCGAGCGUGUAGUUUGCUGUGACAAAGUGCGUAUUGAACGUUUUGAACUCCUGCAUAUCUUUGUCUCAGAUCCCUAGAGCUCCACUCAAAACCCAUUUUAAUGAGAGGUUUUGUUCAUUAACAGAUGAUCAUUCUCGUGUUGUUUUGGAAAAAAUCGAAGGCGAUCCAACAUCUGACUACAUUAACGCUAGUUACAUCCCGGUAAGUAGCCCAGUAAAUACACAUGCAGAGUUUUUUCCAUUAAGUUUCGUGAAACCAAAUCCAAAGUCAACGCGACGACCAAUCAGAGCAAGGGAAAAAUCUUAAGGAGCCAAUCAGAACGUGGGAAAAAUCUAAAAGAGUCAAUAGGAACUCAAAGUCAUUAUGAGUAAACUACUUAACUACUAAAGCGCGGAAAAACUACUCUAGGAAUAGAGAAAGAUGUUUUUCGUCUUGUCACGAGCAUGACAAGACGUAACUCUACCACUGAGCCACAGAGACUCUACGAUGAGCGAGGUCUAUUAUGAAGUUCAUAUGACAGAAUAAGAGAGAAAGACCACGCUCACCGUAGUAUCUCUGUGGCUCAGUGGUAGAGCAUCGGAGCGCGAAAUCCGAAGAUCUGAGGUUCGAUUCCUCAUGGGGAAUCAGAUUUCUUUUCUUUGUCUCACGCUCGUGACAAGAUGAAAAACCUCCUUCUCCAUUUCUUUUCCGAGCUCAAAACUUGCCAUCUCUCUCAUUCUAUUUAUUCUAGGAAUAAUAGUUUUCAAUUUAACAUCUGAUUGUGUGAGAAAACGAUGCCAAUGUUUUUGGCCAAUCACAGCGCGUACUUAGGGAAAGUCCUAAAAACAAACCCGAUUCAGUUCCGGAUUCUUUACAACUCUUUUUGUUACCAUUUUUCAAAUGGCAAUAAAGAGAAGCGUUUCAUUGAGGAAAGUCUACCAUAAAAGAGAUGUGUCUUUUUUAAUCCGCCAUUAAUUUUCAUUCUUGCGUUCAAUUUCCUUUCCUCAGACAUAUGACGAGAAAACAAUGUGUUACAUCGCCACACAAGGUAAUCAUUUUUAUUCAAGAAACCAUAAGGACUUUGUAUCAAGCUGUACCAUUUUGUCCAUGGUUGUUUUGUGAAGAUUUCUUUUUGCUGGCCAAGCUCAUUAACACAUCUAAAGAAACGUGUCUGCCUCUCUAAUUUGAUUCUAAAAAAAUACUCCUUUAGGUCCAAAUAGUGUGACAGUUAAUGAUUUCUGGCGAAUGAUUUGGCAGGAAAAUUGUUCUACCAUCGUCAUGCUGACAAACCUGGUCGAACUGGGGAAGGUAUGCCAAUUUUGCGUUUUCCAACUUUUCAAGAUCUUGGUUGGGUUUUCUAAACCCAAUUGACACCUAUCCUGGAUACGCUGCACGCAAACUUUUUACGUUACUUUAGCUGCGCCAAAUUCUGAUUAGUAUAGUACCAAUUCUGUUUUAAACAAUUCGAAGAAGAACUUUGUACGCGGUGAUGUGGCAAGAAAGUGGUCGCGAACUUGAAAUUUUAUUGCGACGCUGGUCUUGGUCAUGCUAAAUUUUGAUGUCUGUUUAUAGAGGGGGGCUAACUUGCCUUUCUGAGACUUUUUCCAUCCCUGUGAAGGAAAAAGUCUAUAAAUGAAUAAAUAAUCAUUUUUUUUGUGUUUACGCAUGUCGAAAUGGUGAGGGUACACGUGCUCAGGAGUGAAAAAAGAUCGUUACAACACUCAACAGACACUCAUAAAGGUCAUGGGUUGGAAAUCUCACUUCGCAGCCGAGAUGUCACGUAAUACUUUCUCCCCUCCCAACACUUCUUUUUUCGGGGGAGGGGGGGUGGGAAGGGGCGUGGGAUUGUUGUGAUGGAGAACAUUGGUUCGAUUAGCGCAUGUAUUAUGAAAGCACCGCAAUGUAUUACUUUUCAGACCAAGUGUGAGCAAUAUUGGCCAGAGAGUAAUUCUAAGCUUGGAGCCAUUACAGUUACUCUACGCAAGACUGCAGUGUUUGCCGAUUACAUUAUUCGGACAUUUAUACUUGUCAAAGUAAGAAGACUUACAGAUACUUUGCUCUGCAUUUUAUGAUUUAUCUUCUAUAUUUUAGAUAAUUUACGAACAACGCGUAGGCGGAUACUUUUCUUAGUUACUGUUGUUAAUUCUUCAUUUUUCAACAUACAUUGAAGAUAGCAGACGCAUCUGCCGAAAAAUGUUUAUUACAGCAGCUCAGAGUGUCAUGUUCUUAUUUAAAUAUCCACAAUCACAGCUGUUAUCUUAACACUUGAGUUUGAUUUUCAGGACUCAGAGAAACGUGAGGUACAGCAGUAUCACUACCUUACUUGGCCAGAUCGAGGUGUUCCUGCGCGUUCUUCAGCUUUGCUUGGAUUUAGAUACAAGAUUCAUACUCGACACCAGGCCACUGGUGGACCACUUGUUGUGCAUUGCAGGUAGAUAGCUAAAGGUUGUUACUUCUUAAAUGGCGUUAUCCCAUGCCCUAAGUUCAGUUCUUGUUGGAAAUUUUGCAAUUAAGCUUUUGCCGAGUAAUCUAUGAUUAGUAAUGCAGAGUCGUAAGACAAGAGAUGACGCUCAGCUGUAGUCGGCGAAGAAAACGAAGAUGAAGAAACAGCUAAACUUUUCCUUUUUCCGUGCCUUUUUGUGAAAUAAUGCAAGUAGGUAUUAUGGUACCCCCUUCACUGGAUUUAUCUGACUUGAUUCCUUCUUUUAUCCUAAGAAAUGGCUGGAAAAAAUGGACCGUUCCUGUCUCCGGGGCGGAUCCAGAAAUUUUUGAGCGGAGGGGGUCUAAAGUUUUAUUCAGAAAAUACAGAUAUGUUUACACACUAGAGCCUAAAUAAGCCAAAAAUAUGUCAAGGCUAGUAGAUAUUCAAUACUACCUUCCCCGUCUAGCGGAAUUGUGGCAGCCUUCGUUCGGACGACAAACCCUGCCCUUUACUUUAAUUAAUUAAUCUGCAUACCCCCUAUAACUUUCAAGGGGAGGGAGGCAUUAAGGCUACCCUUAGAUCUUCGUUCUAAAUUCUUACAAAGCAUCUCCUCUUUUUAUUUAGUGCUGGCGUUGGUCGAACUGGUACGUACAUUGCUAUUGAUGCCAUGUUGGAGGGUGCCGAGAAGAUUAAAACUGUGUUCAUUAGUAAUUAUGUGCAAGUGAUGCGUAGAUCCCGUCCUCAUAUGGUUCAAAAAGACGUAAGUAUCAGAGACCAGAUUUGAUGAAUUAUAUUGCGUAUAGGUAUAUAAAAUGGUUAUUCAUGGGUUAACGACUUUGUGUUUCUUUGUAGGAUCAGUAUGUCUUUUUGCAUCAGGCUGUGGUGGAAGCGUUGACCUGUGGGAAUACAGAGAUUGCUCCUCAGGACUUACGAAUAUCGAUUAACAAACUAUCUAGAGCUGCUUCACCUUCUAAAAACACUGGUUUUGGCGCGGAGUUUAAGGUAAACGGAGACUAUUAUACAUUUCACCUAAACACAAUGAUCUCUCAGUGAAAUCCUGAUCUGAAGACUUGAGUUUUUCAUCAUUUUUACAUGGAGUAACAUUAGCAGCACUUUUACAACGAAAGUGUUACAUGCUAUCGCUUUUAUUCACUCUUGUUGCAUGAUGGAAUUCAAUUUGCAUUUCUUGAGAACUUCUCAUGUAUUGGUUUUUAAGAAAAUGCCUGUUUAUUGAGAGUUGACUGAUAAGGGAGAGGUUCCUUUAUUGGUUAUUUCACAUACGAUGCCAAGAGAAAAUAGUAUCUCUCGACAAUAAUACAGCAGUAAACAUUGUUUGUGUUUUAGCGUCUGCAGUUUGUCACUGACUGUCUGUCUUCUGAAGAAACAACAACAGCCUCUCAACCUUCGAACAUCGACAAGAACAGGUUUCCCAAUAUUCUUCCGUGUAAGUGGUGUCUUGUUUAGCAAUCUUCAUAAUAUUAAAUUUCCUGUAUAACCAUAAUUAAUAUAGUUCUUCAGUCAGGUAUAAAAUUUUUUAAAAAGUGUUGCCCAUUGCAAUCCAAAAGUCACGGUCAGGAGUUGAUAGUGCUUGUUGCUUGGUCUAUUUUCCUCUUUUGAAAAAAAAAAAAAAAAAGAAGGUCGUUUAUCUAUUAAGUAUGGUUGCGGUUUGUUUUUUUAUUCGUCAGUGGAUACUGCUCGAGUCCGCUUGAUGUCCACUCAACCAGACCAAGAUUACAUCAAUGCUUCGUUUGUUGAUGUAAGUAUAUCAGUUAUAUUUCAGUCCAGUCAAUCAGUUUAGAAAACACGUGCCACCCUAUUAACAAAUCAAAUUUAUUCUUUUCUGGUUUGCUGUUGUGAAUAGUCUGAUUUUGGUUCACUAAACUAAAAAGCGCUGUUCCGGACACUUAAUUGAGAGCCAUAGUUUAGCAUUGGAAAUGUUACAUUAAGAUAAAUAGGACAUAUUUGUCGUUUAAUAAGGGCUUUUACAAAAGUUACGAAACAAGUGUACCCUCUAGUUUCCUAGAAAUCUAGAUUCUUGUGGGGUUCGUGCCGUGAUGUACACGUGGAUAGGUUCUAGAACUAAUCCUUCCUUGAUCUUGAUCUCGUUUCGUCCGUUACCAGGACUACAAGGAACGUAACGCUUACAUCCUGACUCAAGCUCCAUUAGGCAACACUAUAGGAGAUUUCUGGCGGAUGAUAUCACAGUAUAACAUUGGUACAGUUGUGAUGUUGAAUAACUUGAAGGAAGGAAAACAGGUAUUUCAUCUAUAAUUCUAACAUAAGAGCAACUUCUUUCAAUAAGCAGUUUAGUAAUCUCUAAAGAUAUCCGAUGAAUCUUCAAGAAUAAUAUUAUAAAAACGAGUACACGUGUUUUGGACUCCGUCUUGCCUUGUUGCUCCAAAAGGAAACUGUAAGCAACGAAAGUUGUUACAGAAAAGGGUAAUUUAGUAUUAUCAACUGGAUUGAUAACGUAAAUUGACCGUAAAGAGUUUCAUUCGCUCUGACGAAGGGCUAACGCUCGAAACGUCAGCUUUGAAACUCUUUACAGAGGCCAAUUUACGUUGUCAACUCAGUUGAUAAAACCAAAUUUCCCUGUUAUAGUCUCCCACCGACGCAGCACCACAGCUUCUUUAAAAACUCCCUAUUUAUUCAUUUGUAACCAAAUAGGGGUGCAGUUAAACACCAGGGAGCGAUUCUUUCUGCAAGAGAAAUUAAGGUUACAAACUACUUCACAUGUCUUCGUUGGUGGAAUGAACGACCUGACAGUUACUGCAUUUCUUUUGUUCUAUCUUUCGUAGAACUACCCACAAUAUUGGCCGGGUCAAGGAUCAGCCAGGCAUGGAGACAUCACUGUACAACUUUUGUCGGAAAAUACCUCAAACAACAUCACCACAAGACGAUUUAGUAUAAUAAAUAAUGAGGUGAGACUCAUCUAGGAGUGUUAUACUGCUUUGAUGAUUUAAGAUUUAGCGUUGGACGAAAGUAUCUCUGUGACUUUAUCCAUUGUCGAUAUACGUAGAAGUCAAGAUCAUGUUCUUGAAAUGAUAAUUUUUUUUGCUAAUAAUGAUUAUGACGAUGAUGAUAAUGACAAUAUAUCUAAAUAGUGAUUCAGAAGUGAUCACACAUAAUUGAGAUAUCGCGAUUUGUAACUUCCAUGAUACGUAAUUGAGCUAUCUUGUUGUGUAACUUCCAUGCUUGGCUUAAAUCAAGUUGAAUUUAUGAUAACAUUUUAGUUAUGAUAAUGACAUUUAUGAUAUUGAUGCAGACGACGGUUCAUGAUAUAUGCAAUAUAGAGUGAUCACUUGUGAAUGAGCUGCAUUUGAAAUAGCUUUAGGACUGUUUCAAGUCACAGCUUUUAAGUACAAUUCAACUUCCUUCUUCAGCCUCCCCAGAAGACAACAACUGUACAGCAUAUCAACUUUACAGGGUGGGUCAACGGAGACUCGUGCCCAGACUCCAAGGAAAUAAUCGACCUAUUGACCGCUGUGCAACAGUCUCAGCAACAAUCAGGAAAUGGCGCCAUAGUUUUCCAGUGCAGGUAAAAGGAAGAUUUUAAGUCUACCACUAUCUGCUAGUGUCUGCAUCAUUGUGCAGAGUACAAAUUGAAACUAUCACUUUACGUCUUUGGAAGGUCACUUGAGAACAGGUGAUGGAUUUUGGAUUGAUUUGGAAGGAACGUAAUGAAACUAUCAUGAGCGACUUUAGUGCGCUAAUUCCUUGAUCUCUUGAUCACAACUGUUCUGGAUUUGGAAUUACAUUUUGAACAUGUUAAUUAGUGUAAAAGUCUUGCUCAUUUUCAUUUCGUCCAGGGUGCAGAGUAAGUAUCCAUGAUGGAGACGUCAUUGUAUCUGAUUAAAGUUGUUUUCAUCGAGCGGGGUUCAAUUUUCAAUUUCCAUGUAAAAUUCUUCUUAUAUUUGAUAAUAACGCAAUGGUAAUGUUACUACUUUUGUAGUGAUGGUAUUGGUCGCAGCGGCUGUGUAGCUUCCAUAAUGUCAGUGAUCGAACGAGUCAAGAUUGAACAAACAGUUGAUGUUUUCCAAACCAUUAAACUGAUUCGGGCUAAAAGGCCUGGUGCUGUGAACACUCUGGUAAGAUAAGCACCAUUUUUAUUCACAUUUUAUCUUUAUAAAGGGACGAUAUAAGGGCAAAAUCUUACUUGUUGGCCUGGGUGUAACUUAUUUUUAUUACUACGUUGUAGACCAGUUGAAUCACUGUCUACAUUUUUUUGGCUUUCGUUUGUAAUCGUGGGAACGGGUACAAUUUUAACCACAAAGUUUUUGUUACGUUGAUCAACAUACAAGAAUCAAGAAAUUUGGCAAAAUAUGAGAUGUUAUUUUUUAUACAUAAAUACUAUGCACAAUGAACUCUCUCUUUCUAUCUCUCUUUCUCUCUCUUGAAAACAUCGUCCCUAGAACGUCCGUUCCCUGGACUUAAUUUUAAGCGCGUGCUGUAUUUUCAUCGUGAAUUAUAAAGAAUUGUAAAGAAAUUUUUAGUGAAUUCGUUUGUGGAUGAUAUCAUGUAUGGAGAGUAUGAAUGUCUAUGAAACAGUAUUUUCAUUACGGACGUAAACUGCACUGGACCUUCAACUUUUAAAUUUUGUACUCUAUGAACAGCGUUUCCCAAUCACGUAUUCUAUUUUAUUUCUUUUUAUUAAUUUUUAUUUUUCAGGAUCGUUAUGUUUUCUGUUACAAGACAAUUUUAGCCUACCUGGAUUCUUUUAACGCCUACUCAAACUUUGCAGAUUGUUGAAGCGUCAACUUGAAAUAGUUGUUAGUAGUAAAUUGCUGCUCGAUACAAAUGAUAGUUACAAUUUACAUAGCGCUUCUUGCAAUCCCCUAAGUGCUUCAUAAUAUGAAAGAGAUAAAUAUUUAACCUACUUUCUACAAUAUAGCAUAUUUCAUAGAUCUCUACAGUUAAACUUAAAAAAAGAAAAACUCUAGAAAAUUGCAAAAAAUUGCGAAAGUUUUAAGUUUACAAAAAGCUAUCCUAUGUAAAGGAGUUUUCAGGUUCUAUUUAACCCUUUAACUCCCAUGAGUGACCAAGACAGAAUUUCUCCUUACAAUAUCAGUACAAUAUCAGUACAAUAUCAGUACAAUAUCAGUACAAUAUCAGUACAAUAUCAGUACAAUAUCAGUACAAUAUUAGGCUGACAAGUGAUGAGAAUAAAGAAAAAUACCAAACAGGGGAUUAUAAGUUGAUCCAAUACCAAAUUCUCCAAAGCAACAUCACAAGAACUGUAUAGCAGACAGUAAGGAGAGUUAGUAAUGAGAUCUUGGGAGCUAAAGGGUUAGGGAGGGUCUCAAUGGGGUUAACUAUUAGCCGUAAGCGGUAUUUAAUGUUAACCAUAAAAAAUUUUUGCUGUCUGCAAUGUGUCAUUUUAUUUCAUUUUGUGUUAACCAUCGCCGUAAAAUGGCUCAACUUUUUAAGCGUUAGACGUAAAAGCCAUCACCCCAAUGAGGCCCAUUCAAAUUCAUUCAAGGAUCGUAAAGCAGUAGUGGUCCUUAUUGUGCGGCGGCAUCGCUACGAUGGUUAAAUGGUCAGUAAAAGCAGUAGUUAGUUACUUAGUUCGUCAGUCUGAGUGAAUCGGUCAGUUGAGCGGUCUGUGAGUGUGUUGGUUGGUCGAACUGUCGGUCGGUCUGCAAGGUAGUCAGUUAGCAAGUCCGUCAUGGUGAGCCGGUCGGACUAUUGAAUGGGUUAGUUACUUAGUUCAGUGGUCAGUCUGAAUGAAUCGGUUAGUUGAGCAGUCUGUUAGUCAUCAGUUAAUCGGAUGUACAAUCAACUUGUUUGUCAGUCAGUUAUCUUGCACAGCAGUUGAGGAUAAAUUUAUUAAGUUUGAAUUCCUUUCUUAUCAAAAAGAACUGAAACAUUUCUUGUAACCCAAAAUUGCAAAAUGAACAUCGAAGUAAGUCAGAAAGUGCGAACUCAGCUCAAGAAUUGCUGGCAAAUAACCAAGCGUUCUGAAAAUUUUGAUCUCUUUUGUACGUUGUUAAAAAGAUAAUAUUUUUUUAUAAUGUUUUUCAAUUCAAUGCAGACGUAUAGUUACAUAGUCAAACUACUUGUAUACUUAACACACAAAUUAUAGAUUUUUUUAGAAAAAAAACAAAGAAAAGCUAGUUGUGUGUGUUGCUGGUUAUAUGUUACAUAUUUAGGUUAAACUGUGGACAAAAUUCAAGUCAAAUUUUACUCUAGGUUACAUUUUUUUCUUAAGGAAAAAUUAUCUAUGAAACUAUUUGAGGAGAUAGAUAUUUAUAACACAGAUAGAGUCCACGAGAAGAUACGACAAAAGCUCGUUAUGUUUAACAGUAAUUGAUGAAUGGAAAAGCAUGUCUAAAAGUAUAUUUUAUAAAAAAGCUAUUACAUAAACAGCUUAAUAUCUACAGUAUUACUUUAGGGCCAACCGAAGCUAACGAAUGGAUAUUGGAAGGUAAAUCUGUAUGCCCUGAAUUAGCAGGAUCGUAGAGGAAUUAUAUAAAUUAGUGCUUAUUUAAUGUAAUUUUUUUUAAUUAAAGAGAUUUGGUUCCGAACCCGUGACUUGAUCCGUCAUAUUUAGGUUUUCUCAAGGUCUCCUCUCCUUGUUGAGGGUAACGGGUUUUAAAGUAAUAUCUUCAUCUUUUUUCAUACCUUUGAAUAGCCUAACAUUCGACCUUUGUUCCUUAAUCUAUUCUUUUAUUAACAAUCUAAUCUUGACUUUGUUUCUCGGAGCAUAAUAAAGCAGAAACC